GUCGAGGGGGCGGGGCCGGAGGCUGUUCGCAGCAACACCCGAGCGGCGGAAGCACGUUGACCCUUGAGCCUGUCGGUUGCCAAGGUUUCCUGUGGCGGGGGGGGAAGAGGGGGGGCGCUGGCGGCUUCGGGGGGGGGGGUCUCUGCCUGCGCUCCUCACCUCGUGCCACCAAGAGGCGACGCCGCCGCCGCCGCCGGCCGCCACCACCACCAUGGCUUCGGCCUGGGCGGGGUUGACUGAGCGCGAGCGGGACGGCUGCCGGGAGCUCCUGGAUCUUCUCCACACGGACGACCUGCUGUCGCUGACGGACACGGUGACUAACCGCCUCGUGCGGCCGGACGACCGCCAAGGUAUUGGGGCGGGGGGGGGGGAGUACGCGGAAGGGGUCUGCGGACUUCAAGAGGGGUGGGGGGGAGUAGAAGUGGAGCCUUGUGGGUCUCACUCCGGAGCGGACUCUCAUCUUCUAGCUUAGUCAAUGCAGAGACUGGGGCCAGAAAUGGGCGAAAGCGGGGCGGAGACCUUGAGUCCCUGUCAGGGGGAAAAGGCGAGGUUUCAGUAAACAAACAAUAACAAUAAUCGCUUUUUCGAACAUAAGCGCCUGUAGAGAGCCUCGAGGGGAAAUGUUCGAACCGAAUGGAAAAACAAUAAUACUGCAUAUUUUUGGUAUUUGUAAGAGACCGGGGGGGGGGGGAGAGGAUGGGGACAAUAAUGAACGAUCGGGUUAGUAUUUUGGAGUUUGUUUUUAAGCUACUUCAUUUCUCUCCACACACACAUCGUCCUAACUUUGUUUUUUAAAAAACACACCGUCAGCGAUUUGAAAACAAGUGCAGAUAUUUGUAUGCUGUUUUGUGACAGUAGGUCUUCGGGUUGUAGGAACGAAACUGAUAAUCUGCUCCAAGUGUGACUUAACUCUUUGGCUCAUAGAACUGCAGAGAAAACAGCAGGCAGAGUUCGCUUAGCAAGUCUUUGGACUUCAGGAGCUGUGUUGUCGUUGUGCACUGUUUUAAGGGGGCACAGUUGCAAAAGAAUGUAUUUGGAAGGGGGGGGUCCUUAAACUUCAUUAACUGAAAUCCGUAAUCUUUUUUAAUCCUUAACAAAUCCAUCUGAAGAUUCUAGCUGACAGGAACAGCCUGCUCUCUUGGCCCAGAGUUUGUCACCCGUCCGGCUUCCAGAUCUGAUUGAAGAGGUUUAUAUUUGUAAGCCAUUCCAGGAGCCUUUUUCACUAACAUUUAGUGGGUGUUAGAAAUAAAUUUGUUUGGCCAGAAAAUAUGUCCAGACAAAAAUGCAUGCUGUCAUGUUAGCUAUAAUUUUUUGUUUUGUUUUGUAAAAUAGGGAUUUUUAUGAUCUUCUGACAGCGUAUGUUUGUUAAAGACUAUUUGCCAGUUAAAUAUGAUACUGGCAUAUUAAAUUCAUGUGUCUUUGAUGAGACCAAAAUAAAGAAGUACUUUAUAUUGCUAAUAUGCCUUUAAAAAUAGCUUGCAGUUUGGGUCUUUUACUAUUAUUUUAACUGUGUCCAGAUAUAAGGGAGCCAUUAUGAGAAAAUCGCUUUGUGUUGUUUCCUAUUGUUACUUGGCUGGUGAUUUCAUACAGCUGCAUGAGUAGUAGUGUCAUAUGAUAAAAAGUAAUGCUUAUUUGUAGGUAGAUAGAAGUUGAAGUAUGUGGUUACUUUGUGGAGUUAGUAGUGGUCAUGGCUUCUGCAGCCCCACAGGUGGGACACUGAAAAAAAUUAGGGGAGCUUCUAAAAGUUUUCGAAGCCUGUUCUUGCCAUUGAGAAGGAGGCAUUAGUGACUCAGUGUCGUGAGUCAAGAGGCAGCUUCCAUUCUGCUUGGUUGUCUUCUGACCACCAGGACAGUGGCAGCUCUGCCUCUCCAAUCCUCAAGUGGUAUUGAACACUAGUCCUACUCAUAGUAGAUCCAUUGAAGUCAAUGGACAUUAAUUUCAGUGGGUCAACUCUGAGUAAGAAUUGGUAGGAUACAGCCCAUUGUUUGCAACUAAAAGAAAGUGUGUUCAACUGAUCUGCCCUUGCCUCUUCCGUCCCUGUCUGAAUUUAGUUUGUACGUAUGUGGAUUCUUGGCAUAGGGGCUUCUUUGUGUUGCUGCCUAUUGUUACAUAACCAAUAUUUUCAUACAGCUGCACAUCUACCACAUAACACAAAUGCCCCAACUAAUACCAUACCAUGUACAUGUGCAGUCACAGUACUAUAAAAAGGAAUUGCAGCUGUGUGUACAUACAUAAUUUAAAAUACAGUGAUCUAGUGAUGAUUUUUUUACCUGGUGAAGAAAUGGUUCUAAGACUCACUCUUACCAGGGAGCAUUUAAAACCUCUGUAAUUCUUAGUGUUGUAUCCAGUGGACUUCUGCUUAUGUAACAGAACUUAAUUUUUUAAAGCUUCCUGAAUGUUCUUUUAAAUUGCUCUGGAGGGUUGGGCCUUCUGAAGACCAAUUUUGAGGGCAGUUGCUGGACUAUGGUAGAAUCAUAGAAUCAUAGAAUUAUAGAGUUGGAAGAGACCACAAGGGCCAUCGAGUCCAACCCCCUGCCAAGCAGGAAACACCAUCAGAGCACUCCUGACAUAUGGUUGUCAAGCCUCUGCUUAAAGACCUCCAAAGAAGGAGACUCCACCACACUCCUUGGCAGCAAAUUCCACUGUCAAACAGCUCUUACUGUCAGGAAGUUCUUCCUAAUGUUUAGGUGGAAUCUUCUUUCUUGUAGUUUGGAUCCAUUGCUCCGUGUCCGCUUCUCUGGAGCAGCAGAAAACAACCUUUCUCCCUCCUCUAUGUGACAUCCUUUUAUAUAUUUGAACAUGGCUAUCAUAUCACCCCUUAACCUCCUCUUCUCCAAGCUAAACAUGCCCAGCUCCCUUAGGCGUUCCUCAUAAGGCAUCGUUUCCAGGCCUUUGACCAUUUUGGUUGCCCUCCUCUGGACACGUUCCAGUUUGUCAGUGUCCUUCUUGAACUGUGGUGCCCAGAACUGGACUCAGUACUCCAGGUGAGGUCUGACCAGAGCAGAAUACAGUGGCACUAUUAUUUCCCUUGAUCUAGAUGCUAUACUCCUAUUGAUGCAGCCCAGGAUUGCAUUGGCUUUUUUAGCUGCUGCGUCACACUGUUGGCUCAUGUCAAGUUUGUGGUCAACCAAGACUCCUAGAUCCUUUUCACAUGUACUGCUCUCAAGCCAGGGAAGCAGAAGAAAGGGAAGCAGAAGAAAGUGAAGUCCCAUUGUGUGAACAGAAGCCAGCUUCCACAACAUUGGGUUCUUUGCUUACUCAGCAGUGAUCAAAUAAAUGUGAUUGCAGCAAUAAUUUAUAAUAAAGAACUGAGCCUACAGAAAGAUGAUACCAAUGAAGGUGUUCAAUUUAAGUUUAGCACUUUGUUCUGCCUAUAAACUAGAAUGCUUGUAGAACACUAGAAUCCUAUGUUGUGUUUUAAUUGUGAGAUGUGUUAUGUUUUUGGGAAAAAAGAAAUCCUACACGAACUUGUCAGUAUUCUACUAUUCUGAGCAUCUGACUAGAUUGUCCAACUUUCAUCUCUUCCCAUCUUCCAUCAGUACCUAGGGGAAAGGCUACUCUGCUUUGGAACACAGUGAAGUAAAGUUAUAGCUCCAAGUGGGAGGUGGGAAUUAAAAUAAAAACAUUUAUGUGCUUAUCUGAGAAGGUAUUUGGGGAGUACAUAGCCGGCUUUUUAGUACUUAUAGCCUUUGGAAGGUGCUCUGAUUCAGUUUAAAAUUUAGGAAGCCAAACUAAAGAAAGUUAUAAGACUUUAAAUAAAUUAAAUAUUUGAAGUGUAAAUGGUAGAGGUUUGCUGUGAGCACAAGUUGCACCUUAAAUUUGUAGCAUUUGGAAGCAACUCAAAACUGUUUUGGAUCCACUCAUUUCCUUCUCUAGUUUUUUGGUGAUCCAAUGACUUUGGGAGAAGGAGAGCUUUCCUGCUAGGUGAUUUAUUUUAUCUUUGUUAUACUGGCAAAGGCAUUUUUUCUGACCCCUCCACCACCUCCUUCCUAGAAGUACACUCUGUGAAAUAAGAGACAACACUAUGAUUUUUUAUUGUUAGGAAAAGAAUGGUUGGGAAAUAAGUCUAACUCCAUCGCUUAUGCCCUGCUUUCACAUCCAGAAUGAUGACCUAAGUAAAGAAAACCAUUCCUCUCUCAAAUCACUGUGACUGGAGUACACCAGGGGUGUCCAAACUUUUUUCAAAGUGGGCGAGAUUUGAUGAAGUGAACAUGCAUGAGGGCCAACCAAAGCUUUUUUUACAAGUUUACCCUACAAUGGUUGAACUUUGUUUAGGAUUGAAAUUGAUGAGUUUUUAAAAAAAGAUUUUACCCCAGAACAUAUACUGCCAUGGGGGCUGGAUUAAAUCGACUGGCGGGCUGGAUUAGGCCCCCGAAAUGGACUUUGGACAUGCCUGGAGCACACUGAGAAAAUUAUCUACUGUGAUUAAAUGCUAGUCCUGUCAGUCAAAAUGAAAUAUUAUUCCACCUCCCCUCCCCUCUCCUUUGCGCAUACACACCCUUUUAAAUUCUGGGCAUUUCCCCACUCAGCUUGGAUUUGUAUCUCAAAAGAAAAGUGAGGGAUGUGUGUUUAAUUUUAUGGAAAAACACAGGCAACACUUACAAGUUUGGUGAUUCCCUGUUUGCCCUUGAUACACUUUGUUAAGCAGGCAGUCCAAGUUGGAAACAUCAAAGUCUUCCUGAAUCACCCCAAUAUGCAUCAUUAUUUGAGGUAUACAGAGAGCUGAUGCAUAUUCCUAGUAAAUAUGGGGGGAAAUAACAUGUUGCAUAUAUUGAUCCUUGUAGUUGAACAUAUUUAGGCAGACUUAAUUACAAUAAGGAUUAUUCUGUUUUGAUUGGUGAAUAAUUCUUGAUUGAAACAUGCAUUUCCAAUGGAUCUCUUAGUGGCUGUCAAUGGCAAGCUGAAGGGUUGUCGCUAUGUAGCAGAGCAGCUGCUUUGCAUGCAGAAGAUCCCAGGUUCAGGCCCCAGCGUCUCCAGGUGGGAUAGGGAAAGACCCAGUCUGAAACCCUGGAGAGCUGCUGCUAGUCAGUGUAAAUAAUACUGAGCAAGAUGGAGGAAUGAUCUGACCCAAUAUAAGGCAACUAGCUUCCUAUGGCACAUGGAACUUGUUUUCUUGCCAACCAACAUGUGACUUAAUUACAUUGGACCAUGAACCUGCGUGGAAAAAUAUGUUUUAAAUAGCAGUUGCCACUGAAGACAGGCUCAACAAUAUUUAGGCCUCUGUCUUCAGCAAGAACCUUGCUGCCUUUUACCCAUCAGAGUAAAGUUUCUUUGGCUUGGGAGAAGGGUAUGAGGGAAGGAACACCAGUGGCAAAAUUUGGCGUUUUUGAGAGACAUAAUAGCUCAAAAGGACCUUUUAACGGUUCUCAAGUGAUUAAGACCAACACUCAAGUUCCAGCUUUCUUUUGCAGAAUGAUAAUUGGAUUCAAGGAACACGCCUGUUUCUGAUUUUAUUUUCAGAAGCCAUAAAUGCCAUCGUAUUGUACAGUCAAAGUGCUGAAGAGCUGCUGAAGAGAAAGAAGGUAUUUCGAGAGGUAAUCUUCAAGUAUUUGGCAGCAAAAGGUGUCGUAGUGCCACCUUCUUCUGAAAAACACCAACUUGUUGAUCGUGCAAAGGAGUACUGGUGUGAACAGCUAAAAGAUAAUGGCUCAGAAGAAAUCUAUACUGAGCCUGAUGUACAGGUGAGGUUUAUUGUACAUGUUUUAUAAAUUCAAAGCAUUCUUUUUGGAAAUUAGUUGCUUGUUCAUGCUUUAAUAAGUUGUUCACAUUUGUCUUCUAUGGAGGAGCAGGGGGCAUAUUCUUUCUGUUAGAAGUGUAUCAUGUGACAGCGUUUUUGUGCAACAUAAGCAUCGGACCUUCCUGUCUGUUCCUCACAUGCUUUGAAGAUAGUAGAAUAACAGGUGUCUAAAUGAGAGAGGGUUCUGUGAGUGAUUCCUACAGAAAGCAGGCCGAUUUUGGAAGCCAUAUUCAGCACAACUGUUCUUUAGAGCAGAGAUGGGGAACCUCUGACCAUCUAGAUGUUUGAGUCAAACCCCUUUCAUUCUCUGCAAGCUCCUACACAUUUUUGAGGUGAGGCAACCAGAACCAUAAACAGUAUUCCAAAUGCACUCAUGCCAUAGAUUUGCAUCAUGGCAUUAUUAUAUCAGCAGUUUUAUUUUCAGUUCCUUCCUAAUGAUCCUUAGCAUGGAAUUUGAUAAGAAUUUACCUUUCUCACAGCUGCCGCACACUGGAUCAGCAUCUUCAUUGAACUACCCAGAACUACUCCCAGGUUUUGUUCCAGGGUAGUCACUGCCAGUUCAGGCCCCAUGAGUGUAUAUGUGAAAUUAAGAUGCAUCCGUUUUCACUUGUUUAUAUUGAUUUGCAUUUGCCAUUUUCCUGCUCAUUCACUCAGUUUGGAGAGUACUAUGUGUACAUCUGAUUUCCCCCUACUUCUUUUGCUGACUUGAACAUGGGGGAGGAGAGGAAGUAGAAGUCCUAUUGUGUGAAAUCCACUUCAGCAUUUCAUAGAACCCAUGACUAAUGAAUGGUUCCUGUUUCCACAAAACAGAAAUCUACAGAGGUUUUUUUCUGCCUAAUAAAGUGGAUCCAAGUAAGCUGUCUAUUCCACACAUCUUUAGACAGCCCCUUCAUUUGGUAUGCAUAGUUCUGAACAUUUUCAAAGCAGAAAUUAUGGCUGCAUUAAUUGUUGCAUUCCAUGUUAGUUGUAGUCGUAGGGUCCAUUUCAACUUUGCUGAACAGUACCAUGUGGAAAGGAAUAAGUACAUUUUGUUACUGCUUAAAAGUAAAAGUCCCUACUUUGUUUUUCAGAAACCUGAAGAGGGAGGGAAGGAAGGAGGAGACAAGCAAGAUCACAGCAAAGAUUGCCACAGUCUGGGAGAGGAGUUUUGCCAGUGGUUCUUUGGAAUUCUGAACUCUCAGAACCCGUUGGUUGGAGAACCACAUGAUGAAUGGGGACCACAACAUUUUUGGGAUGAUGUAAUCCUAAAGUUUUGCUAUAACACUUCAGAACAAAACAUGGAAGAGUACUUGGGUGCAGAAUUGGUUAGCCUUCGUUUACUGUCAUUGGUGAAAGAAGAAUACCUCUUCCUGAACCCGAACUUGGACGCUGGUGGGCUGAAGUGGACAGUUUCACGACAUGGCUUAGUUGUGGUGGCAGUAGCAGGCACAGUUCAUAGAAAUACUUCUUGCUUGGGCAUCUUUGAACAAAUCUUUGGACUCAUCCGAUGCCCCUUUAGGGAGAAUACGUGGAAAAUCAAGUUUGUGAACCUAAAGAUUGUUGGUCAGAAUGCCAUGGAACCUGGGACCCGCUUAGAAAGACCUUGCAUAAAAUAUGAGCAGGAAGAACUCCAGGAAUUCUAUGUUUCCAAUGAUCUUUCCUUGGUUGAGUCUCAAAAAUCCUGAGCAUUCUGUGUGCAGAAUGAAGUAGAACAGUUUGUGGGCCCAGAAAAUACAACACAUGAGCAUACUUGAGCAUUCAAGUAAGUUGUUUGCUUCUAUUUCUUGAGUUAGACUUUCUGGUUGGAUGACAAGCCAAAGUACCGCCUAAACAACUAGUGCUAAUUGGGUUGACACCUAGUGCUGGUUGGGCUGACUCAGGUUCCCUAAAGUUACAGUCUGGCACCCUGAAGAGAAAGGAGGAAUGGUGAGCAGAUGCUUACCUUCUCUCCCUUCUGCUACUGUUCUCUCUCCUGCCCUUGCUUUCCCCCACUGUGAGACACGGGGAAGCAAGCAGAAAGAAGCAAGCACAAAUGAGAAGGCUGCAAAACGGGGAAAGACGCAUCAUCAUCAUCUUGUCUACCUGUGGCUUCGUCACCUUCUCCUUGGGGUAGCAGUGGGGGGGGGGUAAGGGAUAUGUGUGGAUCAAGACCACCAUAUUGCCAAAGAUUACUUAACAGUCACUGGAUCUGUGAAGGUGUCUUCUCUUAGAGUAGUUCUUUCACAUUAAAGAAGCCCUAACAAUGAUGGAGCCAACAUUAGUGUGCUACUGUUAGUUGGAAAAUUACAUUUCUCUUGGGUUCUUUUUGUAAUUUGCACUUGUCAUUUAAUAUUUUUUGUGUAAAAGAAACAAUGUAAGAAUUAAAGCUGCUGUUGAUCUCAAUGCAAUUACUAUUUACUAGGUAUAUAAAAAAAGGUUAAUUAAAGAAAUGUUUAUAAGAAUUUCAUGAAUCUCAGGGUUGUAUAGUGCAAUGUAUUUAAUUUUUUAAUUUGCAGACAUUUAUGACUUGAUUAAGCUAGACACAAUUUAGAAGCUGUAUAGUACAACUAUGCUUAGUCUUACAUCUAAAAUUAUAGCUACAGUGUUUAAGAAAUUUCCAUUGAUAAGCCUUAAAAACAGACUAAUUUCACUUUUCUAUAAUUGUGAAAUAUUUUAAAUCUAUCCCACUACACAGUUCAUUGUGUCUGAUUCUUUGUAUGGCAUUAUAGAUACUAAGGAUGAGCAGCUAUAAAAUUCAGAAAAUGUGGUUCUGAUUUGGGUCAAUUAUAUCAAACUACUUUUGAUACAAUUAUAUCAAACUACUUACUGUCUGACAGUAAGAGCUGUUUGACAGUGGAAUUUGCUGCCAAGGAGUGUGGUGGAGUCUCCUUCUUUGGAGGUCUUUAAGCAGAGGCUUGACAACCAUAUGUCAGGAGUGCUCUGAUGGUGUUUCCUGCUUGGCAGGGGGUUGGACUCGAUGGCCCUUGUGGUCUCUUCCAACUCUAUGAUUCUAUGAUUCUAUGAUUCUACUUUUUAUUUAUUUAUUUUAAUCCAGUACAGGCUCCAGUUCUGAAACUUAACUGGAUGAUAUCCAACAUUAGCCAUAUGUAGAACAGACCCAUUUAAAUCAGUGGACUUAAGUGGUUCUGCUCUGAGUGUGUCUGAGAUUAGUUGAAAUUUUUACGGAAAAUUAUUGGGGGUUACAAUUCUGAGUUUCAAGUUUGCAAUGCACCUUUAAUACUUGUAUUCUUGUUAAAAUGAACUAUUUUUAUAUAAAAACGAGUGAAUGGCAGCAUUUGAAAAUCCUAAAGUUCUUGAAAUCUUCAAGACUAUUUUUGAAAUUACACAUCAAAGACUUUUUUGUAUUACUUUGCCUUUGGCAAAAAGGUGGAGGAGCUCCUUUCCAAGCAAAACAAACAACCAAAAAACCUGACAGCUAUCCUGGAAACAGAAUGCCACCUGUAUGUACAACUAUAAAAAACAAGAUGCUUGCUAAAAAGGACAGACGUUUCAUUUUGUGAAAAUGUUUUGUAAGGUCAUUCAAUAUGCAGUCUUGUCUUGAUAUCAGUACAAUGCAGUCAGCUUCCAUUAAUGUUUCACUGUAGGUGUGGGGAACUUUUGUCCCUCCAGAUGCUGCUGAAGUGCUACUCCAGUCAGCCCUAGCCAGAAUGCCCAUUGGCCAAGGAUGUUGGGAGCUAUAAUUCAGCAACACCUGAAGAAUCAAAGGUUGCCCACACCUGUUCUAUGGGCUGUUGCUUCUUCUUUGCCUUUAACAACAGGUCGUGUUAGCAGGUAGUCACAUUGGCCGCCAUGUUUUCCAGUCACCCUUGCUGCUACUGAUCCAGGUUUAAGUUUAUUGUAUUGAUUUACAAAGCCCAGAAUAACUUGGGUCCAGGAUAUAUCUCGGGGAUUGCCUUAACCCUUUAUAAUCCAGCUUGAUCACUAAGAUCAUCUGCACGAGCAUCUUUGGUCAUUUCCUGAGUUGGUGAGGCUCAUUUGAUAUCAACAAGAAACCAAGCCUUCAGGGCCAUCGGCCCAGGCCUAUGCAACAUCCUGCCAAUAGAGAUUCAGCCGGGCAUGUUCUGUGCCAACUUUUAAACACAUGCUGAAAACUUUUGGGACAGACCUAUGCAAACAAUUAAGAGUGCAUUCACCACAAUCGUCUAUUGAUGUUUAUUUUUAAUUUAUUUUUGCUUUUGUUUUUAACUUGUAAAGUGAUAAGCUUUACUUUUUUAUACUGUUAAAAACUGCUGUAAUAUAUUUUUAAUGAUACAGCAGUAUAUAAAUAUUUGUAUAAAUAAACAAUAAAUAAAGUGAAAACAAAGAACCACACGGCUAUAAUCGCCAAUAUACCUACAAGCUUUUCUCAGCUGACACUAGAAAUUUCUGCAGAAUUUUGAAAUUCCUGUUUUGCCAGCAAGGCACAUAAGACACCCUCCAGUUGGUGCAAAGAGUUGCAGACCAGCCGGUAUAGAGUGAAAUCCAGUGCAUAAUUCACCUACAGAACAGAAAGCAAAAUCCUUGUGAGAGGUGAGGGCCGAUUGUAUAUAACUUUGCUGUACUGCAUGCUCAAGACAUCAUGAGUUUAGUGCCAUCUGGAAGUGUGUGUGUGUGUUGGAUUUGAACAUCUCUCCUUUUUGUUAUUUAAAGAGAUUUCUUUUUUCAUUGACACGGGGGUGGGCAACCAUUGUACCAUGGUUAAAAUUUGGUAGAGGUGGCCAGGUCCGGAUAAAAAUGGCUAGAGGUUGGAUCUAGCCCAUGGGCUAUAUGCUGGGGAUUGCUGGAUUAAGCAGAAUUUCACCACUGCACACUUCCUUGAUGCCUCAUCAGUAACGCAAAGGCUGGAUAUUUCCUUUGGCUGAAUUACCUCUAUCAGAUAGAGCAGUUGGAGACGAUCAACCUGCCAUUGAUAAAGAUCUGAACCCGUCCUUGCUUUUUUCAAGAUCUGCUCCUCUCUCAAGCUGGUCAAUAAUGUCAAGCUGUGAUUUAUUUUUUUAAGGGAGAAAAUAAAACCUGUAUUGUUGCUGGGGUCAUGCAGGAAAAUGUUAUCCAUGACAGCUGUCAGGAAGAGAGAGAGAGAGUUGGCUGGCUGGCAACAGAAUUUCAACUGACUUGUUAACAAACACAUUUCUGAGAGUCAGGAUCCCUGUAGGCUUAGGAGCUCAGGAAGGAAUAUAGAGCACUGUUCUGGCAAAAGAAUACCUCUCUCUUCACCUGACUGCAAAUCUUAACAAUCAUGUUGAGAGUGAGAUUGAAAGAGGAAUUGCUUGCUUUCAGCACCUGUCUCUCUGCCUUUACAUCAUCUCCAAGUAAGUUAUUUAUUUUGCUGCUUAAAGAAUGAUGCAAUAAUCGUAACAAAUCAAUUUCAUUAAGGUAGCAGGAAAUAUUUCCUGAAGAGUAAUUCAAUUUCGUCUACCGCCAGACUUGGAACAGGUUCACACAUACACAUACAUCCCUUGAUCAUCAGAUUACUUGACGUUUGGCCAAAUGUGUGAAUUACCUCUGCUGAAAAGUGUUUAUCCAUCACCACCAUGUUAAUAAGUGAUUGCUCAUUAAGUACAUCAGAAGCAGGGAACCCAACGGGAAGAUGGCUGGAAUGUCAGUUGCUACCAAAGGAGUGACAGAACUUCUAAAGGUCGGUUGCACAGAAGCAGCAUACAUUUCUUUGUAUGUGUCUCCAUUGUAGAAAGUGCAGCAGGGAGAAUUGGUUGGGAUGGCUACAUCCAAAAAUGUCUUAGUCCCCCCACCCCCGAAAGUAGAUAGUGAGCACCUGUAGUAUCUCAACAGGAGCACUGUUUCACAGACUUGGGGCUGCUGUACUGAAAAGUCUGCUCCGAAUCAUUUUUCUAAACAUUGUGACUUGAGACACUCGUCUUAACUGAUAAAAAGUAGUGUGUGCCAUAGAUGUCAGUUUGGCUUCAAGUUAUAGCAAAGAUCCAUGAGCCCCUCCAUACUGCAAACCUGAUACUUUAGGGCAGUGUUUUUCAACCUUUUUUGGGCAAAGGCACAGUUGUUUCAUGAAAAAAAUCACGAGGCACACCACCAUUAGAAAAUGUUAAAAAAAUUAACUCUGUGCCUAUAUUGACUAUAUAUAAAGUAAUUCUCUUGAAUAGGAAUCAAAUAAACACAAAGUAUUUUAUAAUUACUUUAUUAUGAAAUAGUAAGUAAACAGAAAUAUGAAAAAUUAUAAAAUACUUUAUUCAGUGCGCAACCUGGGCCUGUUUGGCUGAACACAAAGCUGAUAUUCUGGCUGGAAUCGAAGAAAGACACACACGUAGCUCUUCGUCAACAGCUCUCAGUCUCUCUCUGUAUUUAGUUUUUAUAGCAAUCAUGCUUGAAAAGCUCAUCUCACACAGAUAUGUAGUGGAAAAUGGGAGCAAUGUCAAAAUAGCUUUGUUUGCCAGAAGGGGGAACUCCUUGGCAGUAUCCAACCAAAAACUGUCCAAAGGUAGAUCAGCAAAUCUUAGCUUGAAACCACGAUUUUGUCUCAGUUCAGUUAGUUCCUCCUGCUCCUGUAAAGUCAUGUUCUUUCCACCAAAUGAUGCUGAGCUAUAAGGGUCCCUAACCCAGUCAAGGCAUUCAGUGGAGACUGAAGAGAAAUAAAAUGACAACUUCUCCGGUCCUCCUGGUGACUCGAGUCGCGACGUCUUCUCUCCGCUGCUGUGCACACUGUGCUCGGGCGGGAAGGAAGUCAGAAGAUGAUGUCCUACUGUGAUAGGUCCAGGCUGGAGUCUGGACUAAUCACAGCCUGGACAUCAGAAAAGUGGAGGGUGUGCCCCUGAGGAGCGCCAAUUGGCGCCCCUGCUGGCCGAGGGUGGGGUCAAAAACCCCACCCCCCCAUACCCAGGACACAGUCCGGCGCCCGCCUAGUGGGCAAAAAUUAUUUUUUUAAAAAAAUCUUUCUCAUUUUUCAAUUUUUCCCACGGCACACCAGGCAACAUCUCGCAGCACACUAGUGUGCCGCGGAACAGUGGUUGAAAAACACUGCUUUAGGGGCAAUCUUUUUUCUGUUGAGGGGCCACAUGCUUGUGGUAGAUGGAGCCAGAGCCGUGAACAAAGGGGUUAUUGCAAGUUUGGUGAGGGUUUAGGCUGCAUGAUGCCUGAGCUCCUAAUUCCUGGAUACAGCAAGGGCUAACAUCUAAUGGGGAAUCCCACUGUUGAAUUAACCAGGCAAGGCCCAUAAUGGUCCCUAAAUAGUGUAAGAAAGAAAGAAGCUUUGUGCCAGAUGGCAAAUGGUUGAGCCCUCUGCCUCACCUGCCUGGUAGUGUGAAGGCCAAUAGCCAGAAAGUGGCUCCUGGAAAGACCAGAGCCCUUUGUUUGUUUGAAGAACAAACCCAUUCCCUUUUUUUUCAUUUCCCCAUGGUGCUUCUCCUCAAGAAUAGCAUUUUAAGCAACAUACUUGUCAACCACAACAGUGAAACAUACGUGUCACUUUCUUCUUUAAGUUGUUCUCUCCUUGUAGUUCAUCAACAUUAUUUAUUACUUGUCCAGAUUUCUAGUAGAGUAUUCAUUCUUUUAGCAAUUUGCAUUAUUUAUUGAAAUGGCUUGCUCCUACGUGACAUCAUUUGUAGCAAUUAUGGGGUUUGGCAUAAUAGCUACGUGAUGCCUCAGAUGUCGCGUGGAAAUGAAUGAUGACAAAAUCCUGUCCCGGUGGUUAACACUGAUGUAUUGCUGUGAACUUUAAGAUCUCUAAUACAUUUGAUUUUUCCUCAUGUUUUCAUAAUGCUUCAGCAUAGAAAGCGACUUUUGGGCUUAGGUCAUAUUCAAGUCAUAGCAUAAUGUCUGGCACUUAUCUGACAUGUGUCUCUGUAGUCCUGUAAUUCCAAAGGUGAAUUGCUAUCAAGUUUCUCCAAUAGUUACUAAAUUAAAAUAUAGAGAACAAUAACGAGUCUGUAGCUGAUAUGAGUAGAACCAUUCUGCCUCUUUAAGUCUGAUCUUGUGAGCAGCAUUCACUGUUCUGCCAUCAUUGAUAUGAGAUUCUGAUCACUGAACUGAGAUCCCCUGGAUAGGGGUUCCUGAAUAGGGGUGGGGAAGAAAUUUGAUUCAGUUCACAUUGAAAGGAGAAGCUGCCUAAAAUCACACUGUCCAAACAAUAAGAAAACUGAAACACAGCCAUCCUUCAACAUUCAGAUUCCUCCAAAUCUUUCAGUGUAGUUCUCUAGCCAAGUAUUGUGUCCAAAAAUGCAUAUACUGAGAUAAGAUGUGCAUCAUAAUGCACAUAUUAGUGAACAUGGCGUACAAAUAUGCUUUAGAUUAUGGGAAACUGCUUCGCAAAAUGCAAACCUUAAGGAAGAUUGCUUACAAAUGUACAUAUUGGAAAUUCACACUGAAAUGCUGAUAUAUUUUUAUGAGAAUUUAUUUUUAAUCACAAGCUGAUGUGAAAAUGUAGAGAACUGAAGAUCAGAAAAUGAGAACCUGAGAGAAAAUGAGAACCCCAGUGACCUCUAGGGGACAAGGCCUUUUCCAGUUUCAGUUUACAGUUUAAACUGAAAACUUAAUAAAAAAUAUUCAAAUAAAAGGCCUUUUCCAAAUCUAGUACAGUAGUACCUCGGGUUAUAGACGCUUCAGGUUACAGACUCCGCUAACCCAGAAAUAGUACCUCAGGUUAAGAACUUUGCUUCAGGAUGAGAACAGAAAUUGUGUGGCGGCGGCAACAGGAGGCCCCAUUAGCUAAAGUAGUUAAGAGCAGUUUCAGGUUAAGAACGUACCUCCAGAACGAAUUACGUAAAUUCUUAACCUGAAGUACCACUGUAGUGUGCUGGGGAUUCAGCUAGGGAAUAGUUUGCAUCAGGCAGUGUGUUGGUUGGCAUCUGUUUGUCUCGGGAGACCAUGGAAGGGUGCACCUUCAGGGCUGAAGUCAAACUAUUGGAGAGUUACAGCACCUGCUUAGGCCGUGAGCUCCAGUAUGGGAGAGACACGAUUCAAGUUACAAGAAAGCAAAUUCUGACGAAACACCAGGAAGAACUUUCUGACAGUAAGAGCUGCUUGACAGUGGAACAGUCUCCCUCGGGAGGUUGUGGACUCUCCUUUCUUGGAAGUUUUAAGCAGAGGUUGGAUGGCCACCUGUCAUGGAUGCUUUAGUUGAGAUUCCUGCAUUUCAGGGGGUCGGACUAGAUGAGCCUUGAGGUCCCUUCCAACUCUACAAUUCUGUGAGUCAAUGUUUUGUUGCAGCUGGGCAGGUGAAGGAGUGCAGUUGUUCUGAUGUGGCUGCACCAUGGCAUUUCUCUCUGCGCUCCUCUUAGCAGUCAUUCCUCCUCUAGUUGCUGCUGUGGAUACAUGGCCUGAUUGUCUCUGCAAGGGAUUCCCACAUGGUGGGGUAAUGUGUGCUAUUGAUUAUAACACAAUCCUCAGCCUGCUUAAGCCGCCAUGCUUUCAGUUAAUGUAACCUGGUGCUCUCUGGCUGCUUUGACUACAGCUCCCAUUAAUCCCAGCAAGUGCAGCUACACUGGUAUAGACAAUAUGGCCAUGCUGACUGGGGCUGAUAGUUGUUGUCCAAAAUAGUUGAAGGGCACCAGGUUGGCAAAGGCUGAAGGCAUGUACCCUCACCCUGAGUUCAGGAUAGUGAAUCCAUUUAGAUGUAUGCAAAGAGGUUGGUCGCUGUCAUCUAAAACUCCAAAUAUAAUCACCCGAUGAUCUGUUUGUUCCCACUCUUUCAAGGGAAGAUACAGGAAAGCUGCUAAUGAGAGGGCAAUUAUUUCAGCUGAAUGCACUAUUUGUUUAUAGCUGGUGAAGAAAAACAACAACAACCACCCCAGGUUAACCACACACUCAAUGCAGUCUGGCAAUUAAACAGUUCAAUAGCAAUAAAACAAUUAGAUCACAAUGGUGAAUUUCCAUUUAAAGCUAAUUAAAACAGUGUAAAAAGUGAUUUGCAUUAAGGGAAAACAAAUGCAACCAUCAAUAUGCGCUAUGAAUACAAACAGUGGCUCUGUAUCUUAUGGGUUUUUAUGCAGUAAUAAUUUUAAAUGUAUUUAUUUAAAUGAAUGCUAGCUGUCCUAGCAACAUUUCCUCUGCAGCCUUACCAUCUCGGGUGGAAAUGAAGAUGAAGGAAGGCGUUCUCUAAAGCAGAGGGCAAAAGAGAGACAGGGCAGCAGAGCACCCAGUUGCUCAUCGCAUCUUAGCAGUGGUCGAUGCCAGAGAAUAAUAGGAGCUGGGGAAGAAGGGGAGCAACCACAGGGUAGGAAAGAAGGAAAUGCUACACAGGGAGAUGGCAAAUUAAUUCAGGUGAACGUCAAGCACACAAACCAAUUAAAGCUAAUCAUGUUGAAAUUCCAUUGACACCACUGAGAGAAAGAACAUGCUUCCCCAUCCAUGGGACUGAAAACUGCAUAGUGGGGUAGUGCACAGGCUUCACGUGGGUAGGAAAUUGUCUUUCACUGAGAUCAGUGGUCCCUCUAGCCAGUAUUGUCUAUCGACAGGGACUGGCUGGAUACCUAGGAGGGGGCACCGGGAGAAGGUGGGGUUGGAGACUGAAUUGGAAUAAGGGACCAGUGAACUGAGGGAGCCUGCAACAGCUGAAAGACAAGAGUUGGAGGCAGGAGGAGCUGCAGGGUUGGAGAGUGAAGGAGAAGAGAGUUCUGCAGCUACUGAGAUUUUCCCCAGCCUUGAGGCUUAUAUCUGAUGUGUGGAUGGUCAAUACAGAAGCUGAUAGAUAUGCAGUCAUUGUUCUAUGUCACAUGCUCAAAAAUGGUUACCGUUUCCCCACCACCAAGGUGGCAGACUUGCCCACUGCAUUUCAGUACGUUAGACUGCUUGUUAGUGACUCAGCUAGGUUAGCUGAUAUUAAAUUGCAUCUCUGAUAUUAGCACCAGCUUCAGUUCUAAAAGCACCUUUGGCUACCUAUCAUUGAGUGAAUGGGCUGUGGGCACUUGAUGAGGUAGUCCUAUAGCUAAAGCUAAGCAGCUAUGGUCCUUUAAGCUGCCUGGAUGGAAGACCACCUGGGAACCUUAUGGUCCAUCUCUAGCUGUUAAAUCAGCAGUUUGGAGGUGAUAAAUGUUUAUUUCUGUAAUGAAAAGAGUCACUUGCUGAUUUCUGUAUAUCAUACCUUUAUUAAAAGCACACAAACAGGUCAGCCCCUUACACACACACACACACACACACACACACACACACUUGAUUAUCCACAAGUAUAUAUGAAUGGUUCAUGUGAAAGUGUGAAAAAUGAAACUACGUUGCAAAUGUAGAAACUGCCUAAUGCCCGGUGGUCAUAUUAUUUGUCUGUCUACCCUGUUACAUUCAGAACCUUUUCUGACCAGCCACUCCUGUGCACUUAAAUACAAAAUCUUUGCCUCUUUCUUGAGACAGAAAUAUUUCCCGGUCCUGGGGAAUUCCAUGAUAUUCCCACAGUUGCCACUGUGUGGAGAUGUUGUGUCAUAAUCCCAUCCAGACUGUGAACAUUGCAGACGGCUCAAGGCUCAGUUGAAUUGUCAUUGUCCAAAGUGCUUUUCCUGCCAAUUCCAUCGUAUCAUAUUCUGAAAAGCUCUGCCUGCAUCUUCCUAUUGAACCAAUAUAUCUGGUGAUACAGAAUUUCUUACAAACAGGAUGUGGCCUGCAAUGUUAGGUGCAUUUACCUGGGAGUAAGCACUGAACCCAGGGGAAAUUGCCUCCAUGUAAACAUGCAUAGGAUUACAUUUAUAGUGAUUUGUAAGUUGGGGUGCUGUCUGUAUUUAUCACUUUUGUAAAUGGGGUGUCGUAUUUUUCACACACCCCUCAAAGAAUUGAUCAUUUUUAUUUUUAUUUUUAAAAAGUGUGAUGGUAGAUUGCAAAGUAUUACCAUAUAUGCAUUUCAACCCUGUUUUUCUAUCAAGCGGACACUCAGAUGUCUGUAUCAGUUGUGGGUUUACCUUCUUGAUUAUAAUCAAGGCAAAGUGUUAUUUGCUUUGCUUUUUCCCUGGCACAGGUAAGUGGAGGUUGCAUUCAGAAUCCAGAGCAGCGGUUCAAGUGAUAGAUCUUACUAUCUAUCCAGGAAGAAAGCAGCAUUACGGUCAUGACCCAACAACAAAUAAAACAAAAUGUAACAAAGGUGAGAACAAGCAAACCCUUCACAAAUAUUAUUGGGAUACUGAUAUACAGAGGGUGACAAAAAGCAGGGGUAAACCCUCUGCUUUCCUCCCCUCUUCCUCAGCCAGCUCUUUGGAAAUCCCUCCCUAGAGAAGCUAGACUGGUUUCCUCCUGGCUGUCCUUCCACCAGCAGCUGAAGAUAGUUUUAUUCUGACAGGAUUUUAUGGAUUGGCUGUUGUUGUUGUUUCUUUAGGAAAAGGCUUUUGAAUUAUGCUGUGCUAUUUUUCCUAGCUGUAUAUUAACAGAUUUUUUUAAUAUUGUGUUCAUUCUAUUAUAGUUUUAUUACUUCUUAACUGUUAUCUUUCAUAGGUUUUUAUGAAACAUAUUCUGUAUUUUAGCUGUGUGUUUUUUAAUUUGUGUAAGUUGCCAUGAGUCCUGGUCUGCAAAAAGGCAUUAUUAUUAUUAUUUAUUAAAGUCGUACCUUGGUUCUUGAAUUUAAUCCGUUCUGGGAGUCCAUUUGACUCCCAAAACUGUUUGAAAACGAAGGUGUGGCUUUCAAUUGGCUUCAAGAGCUUCGUGCAGCCAAUUGGAAGCCCCAUAGGACAUUCGGCUUCCAAAAAAUGUUCACAAACCAGAACACUCACUUCCGAGUUUGCAAUGUUCAGGAGCCAAUUUGUUUGACAACUAAGGCUUUUGACUACCAAGAUAUGACUGUAUUGUUUCCUUGCCACUGCUGCCAGUUCCACUCAGUAGUUUUCCUGGACUUUGGCAAGUCCUCAUACUUCUUCAGGGAUAUGGGAACUUGGGAGGCUCGCCUCCAAGUGUUGGGGUUGAGGCACAUAGGACUCAGGUAGGCAAUAGAAGCAUCCUGGGUUUUCAGCCGGAAAGAAGAGGGUGCUGCUGGUCCCAGCUAUUGUUGUUGUUUAGUCAUUUAGUCGUGUCUGACUCUUCGUGACCCCAUGGACCAGAGCACGCCAGGCACUUCUGUCUUUCACUGCCUCCCGCAGUUUGGUCAAACUCAUGUUUGUAGCUUCAAGAACACUGUCCAACCAUCUCAUCCUCUGUCGUCCCCUUCUCCUUGUGCCCUCAAUCUUUCCCAACAUCAGGGUCUUUUCCAGGGAGUCUUCUCUUCUCAUGAGGUGGCCAAAGUACUGGAGCCUCAGCUUCAGGAUCCAUCCUUCCAGUGAGCACUCAGGGCUGAUUUCCUUAAGAAUGGAUAGGUUUGAUCUUUUUGCAGUCCAUGGGACAGCAAGUGCCAUAUACUUGUCCAUAAAUAAAUAUGCUAAGAUAGAUAUAGAUAUAGAUAUAGAUAUCACUUAAUCAACCCAAACCUCUAAAUGGUUUGCAUAAAACAACAGAACAUAUUCCAAUAAAAUAGAAUAUAGACAAUAUCAAUAAAAUCAAGUGCUAUUAUUAGCAAUAAAUAAAUAAAAUCAGCCGUUUUAAAACACACACACAUAACAUAAAAUUCCAUCUUAAAAUUCCAUGUCUGGGGAGAUUGGUCUGCACAAAAGUUCUUAGGAGCCACAAACAAUACAGUGAAAGCACCUAGCUAAUAUUAAUGGCAAUAUUAGUAUUGUGUUGUAUCUGAUAGCACUGAAACCAAAGAUGAUUGUAGCCUUCCAAUUUACAUACACACAUCUAUCUAAACAAACCUUUUCCUGUAUAUACAGGGUGGCAUCUGAGGUCGUGCGAGUGGACUUCUGCUUAUGCAACAGCACUUCCCCCCCUUUUCCUCCUGCAAAACCCCCACCCCAUUACAAUCUGUAGGUUUCUCAUUAUUUCUGUUAGUUUAUUGUUCUCUUGUAUAUUCAAGUUUGGACAAGCCAUCCCGAUUUCUUGUAAUUAAUUAUGUAUCCUGCUGAAAUCCCACCAAAUGCUUUCUAAAACGAUUAAAAACAACACCAUUUCUUGAUCUUGUUAGAUGGUCAUAAAAUUAGCAAUGCCAUCUAUAUAGAGGUUAAUUUAAAAUAUUGUUACUAUUCUAAUUAUAAUUGCAUUUCCUCCGUCAUUACUAGGGGCCACUCAACAGAUAAAGGGCAGCCUUUCCUUGUACUCUCUGAAAUGGACUGUAGUCCACGAAAGGAUACACAGUAAAAGAUUUGCUCAUCUUUUAAGAUGUCACAAGAAUCUUUGCUGAAAUCAAAUUUUUGUGGCAAUUGCUGUAAUUAAAAUGCAAGAAAACACGAAUUUCAGAAGCCGAAAAAGAAGAGAGCAAGAACACCACCACCACCACCACCCUCCUUUGUCUCCAAAAAAGGUAAAGGGACCCCUGACCAUUAGGUCCAGUCAUGAUCGACUCUGGGGUUGCGGCGCUCAUCUUGCUUUAUUGGCCAAGGGAGCCAGCGUACAGCUUCCGGGUCAUGUGGCCAGCAUGACUAAGCCGCUUCUGGCAAACCAGAGCAGCGCAUGGAAACGUUGUUAUCUACUUGCACUUUGAUGUGCUUUCGAACUGCUAGAUUGGCAGGAGCAGGGACCAAGCAACGGGAGCUCACCCCGUUGCGGGGAUUUGAACCGCCAACCUUCUGAUUGGCAAGUCCUAGGCUUUGUGGUUUAACCCACAGUGCCAUCCGCGUCCCUUUUGUCUCCAAAAGGAACCCCAAAUAAAGAUGUCUUGCAGCAUGAGAUUUAAAGCUUUAAUUGCUCAUGUGCUGUUAGCAGUAAGAGUGAUGCUGGAAAGAUUAGAAAGUAGCAAUUGCAGUUAAACCACCUGGAUUUCCAAGCCAGGCUAAAAAAAAAGAUACAAUUUACAGCACCAAAAAGUAACGAAGAACUCUAAUACAGGAGAAGCCUACAUGACACCCUCCAGAUGUUAUCGGACUACAACUCCCAUCAGCCACAGCCAACAUGGCCAAUGUUCAGGGAUUUGGGGAGUUUUUGACCACAACAUCUGGACCAUGUCAUAUUGCUCUAACAGAACCAGCAGCAAGGUGUUUCCCCUUCUCAACUUUCAGUUGUCAAUUAUUUAACACCGCCUCCAUCUAAUAACUGAGCUGAACUUUAAAGCAUCACAAGAAAGAUGUCCCAUCUGCAAAUGGUUUAAAUUGCUCUGCUAGCAAGCAUUCCAUUGACUCCCCAGAAACGGGAAGGUUGGAUACCUAUCUAAAAUGGCCUGGGCAGUCAAUGCAUCCAUGAUGGUUUCUUUUUUUAAGGAGACAGCUAUGCCAAGCUACCACUUAGCAUAAAUAAAAUGAGUUCACACACCAAUAUAUUUUAUCUAAAAGGGACAGGCUGCAUUUUUCUAUAAAUAAAAAUGAAAUGGCCAUGCUUUUGAUUCAUUAGAUCCUCUCAAGUCAUCUAAGAUUAGUUAAGGCUGCAGUGACUGUGUCACAGUAUAAACCUAUGCAUAUGCCCUCAGAAACAAACCCCACUGAGUUCAGUGGGGCCUAAAGGUAAAGGGACCCCGGACCAUUAGGUCCAGUCGUGACUAACUCUGGGGUUGCGGCGCUCACCUUGCUUUAUUGGCCGAGGGAGCCGGUGUACAGCUUCUGGGUCAUGUGGCCAGCAUGACUAAGCCGCUACUGGCGAACCAGAGCAGCACACGGGCCUAAUCACUGGCAAAGUGCAUAGGAUUGCCACCACAAACUUUGAGCCUGGCUACUUGAUACACUCACCACAGGCUACCAGGCCCAUCUUGUAGGGGCAGAUAUACUAUGAAACUAAUGAAGUUUGAGCUUCAGGGCCCCUAAUCCCAGAGGGGUCCCAGAAAAGACUUUAGUCCACGUUGCUUAAAAUUUGGGGGGUCUGGUAGACCCAAAUGGAGUCACACAAUUCAGAUUGAUUAAUUUUUGGUUGUAUAUAGUUCAACAAUCACAAAGUUUUGAGAGUCAGUAGCACAGAUGUUGUAAAGGUGUGCUGGUCUGUUGUGGAACAACUCCACUGAAGAACGUAACAAUAGCUACCCAGACCUCUUUGCUGGUUCUGAAGGGCCCCCCUUAACAAUUCACGCUUUAGGGCCCCCAAAAUGUAGGUCUGCCAUUGCCAUCAUGACUGUCCAGUUUCAAAACAACGGAGGAGGGCCAGAUGGGGCUCCUAUAUGGGGAAAGUCCCUCUGGUAGGUGGGAAAGUCAUACAGUUGGGUGGAAUCCCUCAACCCACUUUGCCCCAUGGCUCUUGUGAGGGGUGGCAUGAGAGUCUUUGUGUCUAGCAUUGGGGAGUAACCCCAGUGGCAGAGAUGGGCAUUGUAUUGGCUCAAAAAAGGGAUAGCACUAUUUUUAGGAAAAACAAUAUGGAGUCUUGUGGCACCUUAAGGACACAUAUAUCAUGGCAUAAGCUUCUGUGAACUAAAGUCUGCCUCAUCAGUUGCAUGAAGUGUUAUUCUGAGUUACAGGUAUAAAAGCAGAGACAUCACCUUGCCAACAAAGGUCCGUAUAGUUAAAGCUAUGGUUUUCCCAGUAGUGAUGUAUGGAAGUGAGAGCUGGACCAUAAAGAAGACUGAUCGCCAAAGAAUUGAUGCUUUUGAAUUAUGGUGCUGGAGGAGACUCUUGAGAGUGCCAUGGACUGCAAGAAGAUCAAACCUAUCCAUUCUUAAGGAAAUCAGUCCUGAGUGCUCACUGGAAGGACAGAUCCUGAAGCUGAGGAUCCAAUACUUUGGCCACCUCGUGAGAAGAGAAGACUCCCUGGAAAAGACCCUGAUGUUGGGAAAGAUGGAGGGAACAAGGAGAAGGGGACGACAGAGGACGAGAUGGUUGGAUAGUGUUCUUGAAGCUACCAGCAUGAGUUUGACCAAACUGCGGGAGGCAGUGGAAGACAGGAGUGCCUGGCGUGCUCUGGUCCAUGGGGUCACGAAGAGUUGGACACGACUAAACGACUAAACAACAACAACAACAUAGACACAUCACCUUUACCUUUACACACAUCACAGCAGGCCCUAAACAAUGUGAUGCCUGUGGCAAAGGACAAGAUGGUGCCCCAUCCCAUGCCCAGAAGCUGACUGGACAGGUAGUUGAAUCUUACUUCAACAUGGGAGAUGAGACAGUAUGCUCCACCACAUUUGGGAGCAUCAGACUAGCUUAGGGAAUGUAUAACAGGCCAUGUGGGGAACAUAACUGUUGUCCAACCACUUACCACUUCUCCCGUCCUCCUGUGUAUCUGCUUGUCUGAGGUGGCCACCUCACUCAGCCUACAGGUAGAGGUUUAGGGGUAAGCAGAAUUGUAAUAAAAUGAGGUCAGAUGCAAAAUCACACAGUAUUUCCCUCUGGCCUCACAGUUUGCAAAUGCACACAUAUACCACCAUGUGUAUAUGACUGCAAUUCAUGAUAAAGCUUCAUGCAUCUGAUGAAGUGGACUGUAGUCCCAUAUAAACUUAGGCCAUAACAAAUGUAUUUGUCUUUAAGGAGCCACAAGGCUCCUUCUUGUUGUUUCUGUAACAGACCAAUAUUGCUGCCCCUCUGAAUUUUCUUAGUGGUGCCAGUGAAGCCCCAGAUAGUUGCAUAAUUUUAUUUAUUAGUACCUUUACAAUGCGUAGCUAUGAGGCCAUUUAAAAACAGAAGUAGAUCGUUGGAUUAUGAUUGAAAGAUAGCAGAAAUUAUGCACCACAGAAACAGAGCAGAUGCAAUAUGGGGAUUGUUAAACAGUUAAUAGAUUUUGUCUAGCAUCUGCUUAAAGGCCUUAACAGCAGGGAUAUCUAUUGCACCACUGGCUAAAUUCUGCUCUUUCCUUCUCUAUCUAGUGGGGAGGGAAGAUGAGCAGGGACAAAAAAUAGGCAGGUAGAUUUUUCAGCUUUGCACUCAAAAGAAAAUGAGCAGGAAAUGGAAUUCUUAAUUUCCAUUUCAGAGAGCCAUAUAUAGACUUUGGCCGUGUCUAUAGCACAAGGCAUUCUGAUUCUUUUCUGUGCAGUUUUAAUUCACAAGUUUGUGUCAAGGUUUUACCUCAUGUUACCUGAUUCUUCCCUACUUCUGUUUUUAAUUUGUUUUUCUUUCGCUUGUUUACAGGGACAAUCACUUGUGUCCCACCAUAAAGCCUUCUUGAAGGCUCAGGGAGCCCUCCCGGACGCUCUGGGGCCACCACCACAAAUGUACAAGAAACAGACCAGAUUUUUUAAAAUCCUCACUAACUGGGUUAGGAGGCAAUUUAUAGGCAACACAGCGUCAUUCACAUGCAUUUUAAUAUGUCAGCUUGGAUAGUUGAGGGCCAAUGUGGCACACAACACAGUGUCUCACAUUUUCAAGCCUUCCAUCCCACUGGGGUAUAGCACAUUUGGCAGCCAUUUUCUCAAAUGAUGGUUAAUAGAGCCUCUUUAGACAGAAGUAAGUUCUAGUGAGUUCAAAUGGCUUAUUUCCAAGUAAAUGUGCCAGGAGUGCAGGAUAAAUAACUUGGGUUUGUUUUGUAUUUCCCAGCAUUCAGUUGUACCUCUAGAAUGUAUAUUUGGCUUAAAAUGGGCUUGCUGCCAUUUUCUAUUCUACAUCAAACAUAUUCACAACUGAUUCGUUUCAGAUUAAAAGGUGUUUGUGAAAAUCUCCUAAUUGCAAAUGUCAUAGCAUCACUCUGCCAGACACAUACACGGAUUCACAGAUGUCUGAAACUGUAAACCACACAGGUCAGAUGACUAUAAAAGGAAGCUCAGAUCUUUUUCCUGCAGAAUUCUAGAGGUACCAGCCAGAGAAAAAUGUAGGUAUGCCCAAAUUCUUACUGAAAAACUGUUUUAAAUUGUCCACCCAAGGCCUUAAUCAUGGAAAAGGAAAGUAAGGAUUCCUUGAGCUUCAAUGUUCUGUUUAUUAGCAUUCAUCUUGAUUUGCUUGCAAAAAGCUUCUUCUGUAGAUAGACUAUCUAAUGUCUUUAUUAAGUAUUUGUUUUGAUUUGUUUAUGGGGUGGUUAUAUGACAAUGAGCAUUCAUCCUGUUUGCUCUGUGGGGUGUCGACAUGUCUUCUCAUUAAUCAUUCACCCCACACUUUUCAUAUCUCCAUCAAUUUCCCAAUUGCAAACAUUUGUGUGUGUGUGUUUUAAACAUGGAUUUGUUGCACUAUGGCAACAGGGUUCUUUAAUUCACUAAAUUGCACAAACAUUAAUUUCAACUAUGUGCUUGAAUCCCUUCCACAAAAUAGUUGGUCUGCAGACACCCUAAAAUGUGGGUUCUUGCGCAAAGCAAUGCAACCAAAAAUUUCCUCAGUUUAUGCUUCCCAGCAUCAAACACUAUGUAUGAUUUUGCUUUGGAGAAAUACAGAAGUGAUGCUCUUUAUCAGAUGGAUGGACGAGGCAUUCCUCCUCAUGUGUACCUUUUGCAAAGGGGAGGCAGUGCUUGUGGGACAGGCUCAUCAUAGCAGCCUUGAUCAUAUAAUGAGGGAAGGAUUGAAGUGGAGAGACAAGGUUGUUUCUGCAUACUUUAGAAAAGGCAUGAAAGCUUAAAUGGGGGAAUCAACUGAGUGCAGCAGUUACUGUAACAAUUAAGCUGACAUGAUGAAAAGAGGGAGCAGAGAGGGUGGGACAGAUCAUCCACCCCCACAGAAUGCCUGCAUGGGCAGGUGGCAGUUUUGAGCCAUGCCUCCUGCCAGCAGAAGAUAAUGGAGCUCAGCUACAAAGCUCCAGUGAGACACAGAGGAGUUUGGGUGGGGAGGCAGAUGUCUUUUUCUAAAGUUAAGGAAACACAAACAGAUUAGCUGACUAAACCAGGUCAGAUAGGAAAUGGGAGACAAUGGAUCGUGGAAGCUAAAGCCAUGAUAGGUGGUGGAAGCAGUGAUGCAGAAGAUGUAGCUGGUACAGUCCUACAUUCGUAGCUGCCUUAUACUUACUAAGUAUACUGAGUAUACUUACAUGGGUCUCAGUAUAGUUUACAGUGACUAGCAGAGAGUCCUGAACCAUAGGGUACCUGGCGGCAAGUCCCACUGCUGUACACAAUUCAACUGCAGAUGCUAGCACAGGCAUCCCCAACCUGCGGCCCUCCAGAUGUGCUGGCCUACAACUCCCAUGAUCCCUAGCUAACAGGACCAGUGGUCAGGGAUGAUGAGAAUUGUAGUCCAAAACAUCUGGAGGGCUGAAGGUUGGGGAUGCCUGUGCUAGCACAUAGUCUGGCAGACUCACAGCUCCAAAGUGCAGUGGACCAAAGCAUCUGCAGCCGAUCCAAGGGUCAGGGCACCUAGAGGUCAGUCCAGACAAGCUCAGACCCAAAGAGCUCCCUGGAACAUCCAAGCCAUGGUCUGGGCAAUGUGGGAAGCUGAGCAGAGACAGCUCUCAGCUCUGUUGCCCUUUUAUAUGUUGCAUGCUGAUUGGCUUGCAUCUGAGCCUGUAGAGGCAUGCGACCUUCACCUGCUUCAGCUGAGGAAUCACACACCUCCUCCCAGAGCUAGCAAGCCCCACCUGGCCAGCUAGGGAGCUGAGCUGUGGGCCCUUGCCUGCCUCAGCCUCCUGGAGCACCACUCCCGCUGCUCCCUAUGCCUCAAAUCCUGCUGUGUUCAUGGAAACAGGGGCCCCUGCUGCUCUGGUUCCUGUGCACUGACUGCUAUCCCUUGGUCAUCCUCUGUCACCCUGAGAGUACUUCCCAUACCAGCCUCUCCUUCCCCAUCUCCAGCUUGCCCCAGUCCUGGCUACACCCCUCACCAGGAUCCGCUUCCUCUUCCCAUCUGUCCUGCCAGUUCAUGACACAGAGACUCUUCAGAAUUUCAGAUCUGAGUCUCCCUCAGCCCUACUUGGAGAUGCCAGGAUUGAACCUGGGUUUCUCUAUGUACAGUUAGGGUUUCCCUACUGACAAGUUGUGCCCCAUGAAUCUAGUGCAGUUUGUGUCUGAUCAGAGGACACUCCUACAGAUGGAUUUGAGGAAAACCAUCCUCACAAACCCCAGCUCACCAGCCGCUGCUGAAUGUCCAGGGCAGUUCAGGCCAGGAACCUUGUGGGGUCCAGAAACUCAGAGCAUGCUGCUGGUUAAGUUAUUCAGAAAUUGGUGUUUAGGUGAAGUGAACAAUGCCAAAUGCUGAAAGACGUGCAGAAUGGCAACAUAAAGAAUUUCUGUAAGCUGCUGCAAAAUGCAGUUGACAAAUAUCAUCCGCCAGAGUCUUUCCAGAUGAAGCAUGUGAACACUGGUAGGUAAGGGCUCACCUUCACUUCCAUUUGUUCAAGUGGUUUUGCCUUGGAAAACUCAAUUGUUUUGUCUAUUUUCCCUGGAAAACUCAAUUGUUGUUUGGGGGAAAGUGGCAGGCCAAAUGAAAGUGUGGAUGGCUCCUAAUUUCUGAAGUGUCCCAUAUCCCACCACGGGAGUGACUGGUCAACUUCCCAUGAUACAUCAUGGCUUGGACUGCUAAAUUCUGUCAUCUCUCCCACCUUUUCUUAGUUGACCUGGUUUACUCUACCAGGCUGUUUGCAUUUAUGCAACUCAAAAAGACAUCUGCCACCAGCCACCCCCCGAAGUUCUCAUCUGUGCCUCAGUGGAGUUUUGCCGUUGACUGCUAUCCUAUUUAUAUUAAUUGAAUGCACUGUAGUCUCCAUACACCACUGAUUGGCCUAAUUUAUUUCAGUUCCUUAAAGGCCUGGGAUUUUCCUGUUUUCCCUCGCUGCAUUGUUUUUACUCAUUUGGCUCCAAUUAGCCUCAGCUAACAAAAAUACAUUAUCCUGAGCCUCUCCUUAGCAGUGCUGUUUCUAAUGGCACAAUUUGUGAUUUAUUUAUUUUUAUUUUUAAAGAAGUCUUUAAUGUAAAGACAUUAGGAAUUAAGUUACAUUUCUCUAGUGGGGAAGAGAAAUAUUAAUUGCAAGCACCUGGGGUCCCCCCAUCUUUAAAGAAGAGUUGUGAUUUUUAACUUUAACUAAUAAACGUUGACAGAAUCAGUGAGCUAUCAGCACCAUGCGUCAGCCCUUUGUGAGGGACAUAUCAUCCCCCUUGCUUGGUUUGCUGAGGAAGUGCUUGAAUUUUAGCACCCAGACUUGGUAUAUUUUUCAACUAUCUUUCAGCACCAGGAUGUUACUGUGGGAAAGAGAUGAACUGUCCCUUUUAAGUUACUGGAUUGUUUUCCUUAGCUAGCCAGGUGAAAAGGAAUUGCAUGCCCAGCCGCAGAGUCCCCACCCCUAGGGAGUCUGGCUAACUAGAGAGAUGAAUGAAUGGAUACGACAAGUGGCUGGGAUUUAAAAGGCCACAGCUUUACUGAUUUCAGGUGUAGGUAAACUUUGGCAUAGGCAUUGGGCGUGUAUCCCUCUCAGUCCCCCGGCAUGAGAGGAUCUAAUUGGGGAAGAAGGGACCGUCGCAAAACGCAGGUUUAUGCAGAUGGUGCCAGUCUACUGUUUAUGCCUGGGGAGCGGACCUGAGUGAAGACUGCAACACCAGAGUCACUCCCGAAGCACCACCCCCAGGCCGCCACAGAUUGGCUGAAUUUGAACUGAGGGCCUGGCAGUGCGCACAAUGCUCUGUGGCAGCUGGAGAGGAGCAGCCACGGCCACAAAAACAGGGCUAGGUUCUGAGGGCGCCAUGGCAGGCUGCAACCGCUGCUCACUGCUGAAUUGGGUAAGCGGCCAUUAAAAGAGAAAGACAAUUGCUGAGGUCGUUUGAGGCCUCAAAAGAUUAACCCACAAGCUUCCUCUGCUCUGAGGCUGUUCUUCCACAUGGCACCACCAAAUAGUACAUUUGAGUCUCUAUUUGUGCCAUAUUGUGUAAUUUAGUUAAUGUAAAAAAAAUAAAAAUGCACAAAGUGUUAAGUGUAUAUUUUAGCUAAUAUAGCAUGCAUAUCUUGCAUCGCACAGCAAUUUAAACAUGACAACUUUAACUUCACAUUGUGUAAAACUUCCCUACUCCUGCCUGUGGUUUGAGUAGAGCUGGAUAAAUCUGUCAGUAAUGGCUUCUCUCUGUUUCUCUCCCCUUCCCCAGUCUUAAGUUCACUUGUCCACAUUUCUGAAUUAGUUUGCAAUUUGUUUUGUGAAGAAAAAGGGGAAAAGUACUCAUGAAUAUUGGUUUGCAUUUUAAUAUAAAUGUAUCCUGAGACACAUGUUUUUGUAUGCAAUUUGCCUAUAACACACAUUUUUGCAAAGAUAUAAUACAUUUCUGAAUGCUUUCUACAGACCAGUGUAAAGAUGAUAUUGAUAGCCUAUCAUUUUAGGAUACUAUGGUCAAUCAGCAGGGUUUUCUCCUAGCAUAGAGCAUUCGUUGGGUUUACAAGGCAGAUUCUGUGCCAAAAACAGACUGUAAUGGAUUCAGAUAAUCCAUAUCUUCCAAUAUGGAUUGUGGGUGGAUUUUGUAGGGGGGUGGGGUGGAGAAGGACUAAGUCUCCAUCGAUACUGGAAUAAAAUGUUGUGUGUACGUAGUCUAUAGAUGGAAAGUGCAUUAGAAAAAAGAGAUUUAAGUCAGGGGUGAGGAACCUAUGGCUUUUCAGAUGCUUUUGGACUCCAUCAGCUACAGCUAGCAUUGCCAAUGGUUAGGGAUUAUGGGAGCUGGAGUCCAGAUUUCCAUCCCGGAUUUAAGUAGCAAGAUUAUUUUCUUCAGUAGCUAAAAAGAAAAACUUUUUUAAAAAAACAACCUUUGUAUGUAGCUAGCAUGUAACCUCUGAGACCCACCUUCAGUUCACGUGAAAAACCAUGGUGAGUGGCUGUGGAUACUUCCAUGAAUGCCACCAGCGGAGGAGAAAAAAGUUUUGCAGUUUUCUUUUCAAAGGGUUUCUGUCACUGUUCUUGCUGAAUUGAUCAUCUUAAUGGGAUAUGUUUGGAAAGGAUCCAAAUUCUAAUUUUGGAAAUUGAAUUGUUUUAGUGAUUAAACAAAGUAACCGAGGGCAUCACCCUAUUAAAUAAGAUAUUUCAUGCAUGUGAUUAAUUGUAAUCUCAAUGUAAAUCCUUUUGAUUUAGAGAUUAAUGUUGAUUCUUUGCUUUGAGUUUACUGUCCAUUUGUUUUGUUAAUUAAAAUUAAAGAUAGAAGACAGAUAGCUGUGGAACCUCUUCAGGUUGUUGAUGCCCACUUUAUUAAAUAGGACAUUUCCCAUUACUAUCCUCAAAAGUAAUGGGCUUGGUAUAACUAUAUUAACCUUCCUGAGGAGCAGCAUCAAUGAACGAGGGAAGUUUGCACUCAUUUCUUCUGAUUGUAAAGCAUGUCACAUUUCACAUCACUUUAAAAAUAACAAUAGACAGCCUUUUGGUCUCCAAUGCAGUUUUCUUCCUUCAAAAGAAAGACAAUGUGCUUGAAAAAUAUAUCACUUUAACAAAGAGGGUCAUUUUCCCCUUGUGCAGCUUAGUUUAUGGCUUCCGUAUUAAAUAGCCAUCUAAAGCAACAACAGUUUAUUGCAGAAUGGUGUGCUGCUUUUUUAUUGGCAUCGUGUGUUGAAAAUGCACCCACUCCUGCUACAAAGUGGUUCUGUGAUCAUGGGGGAAACUGAAAAAAUAAUAAACUUCAAGCUUAUUUUAUUUAAAAGUGUAUCUGCCUUGCUGGAUCAGGCUAAGGCCACUGUUUCAAGCAGUGAGUCCGAUGCCUAUAGAUGCUCACGACAGGGCAUAAGAACAACAUUCCUCCUGUUCCUUCUGCAUGUGGCAGUCAGAGAUACACUACCCUUAUUCAUGGAGGUUCUAGUAACCUCUAAUGUCUAAUAGCUGUUGAUGAAUCCAUGAUCCAUCCAUUUGCAAACCUUCUUUAAAGCCAUCUAAAAGGCCAUCUGGCAGCAAUUUUUACAAGUUAAUUCUGAGCUGUAUGUCGCCCUGUGACCUCUACUUUUAUUGUCAGUUUCACUGAGUGACCAUGGAGGCUAGUAUUGUAGGGAGGAGCAUUAACUGUUGUCCCUGACCAUUGUUUCCAUGACAUUCACAACUUUGCUAACUCCGAUAAUGCUCCCCCAAUCGUCUGUGCUUUAAAACAAAACAAAAGUCCCAAAUGUUUCAACCCAAGGAAACUCCCAUUAUCCUGGACCAUUGGGCAUGCUGUGGGGAGUCAGAGACCAAACCAUCUGGGAGUCACCAUGUUGUUGUUGUUGUUGUUUUGUUGUUGUUUAUUGAAUUUAUAUACAGUGGUACCUCAGGUUACAGACGCUUCAGGUUACAGACUCCGCUAACCCAGAAAUAGUACCUCAGGUUAAGAACUUUGCUUCAGGAUGAGAACAGAAAUUGUGCGGGAGGCCCCAUUAGCUAAAGUAGUGCUUCAGGUUAAGAACAGUUUCAGGUUAAGAACAGACCUCCAGAACGAAUUAAGUUCUUAACCUGAGGUACCUUACCGCCCUAUACCUGGAGGUCUCAGGCCAGUUCAUAGAAUAAAAUCAAGAUUUAAAACCACAAAAUACAUAAUAAAAAUAAAAACAACAACGCAAUAGCCCCCCCCCCAAAAAAACACACAUUUUGAAAGGGCAUAGGAUGUUGGCUACUUGAGUGUUUCUUCAUAGGGAAGAUGUAUCAAUGACUUGAUUGCUUUGUUGUUCCCUUUGGUGGAAUCUUUUUUGAAUAACAGUUGCGGGAAACUACAGGAAAGGAGAGUGUUGUUGCACUCAGAUCCUCCUUGUGGGCUUUCCAUAGGCAACUGGUUAGCUAAAGAGAAUGGUGGAUUGGAUGAGCCACUGGCCUGAUUCCUUGAUAACCUUUUUUGAGAUGGGGAGCCUGGAGACGCUGUAAAUAUCAUUGGAGCUUAGGAAGCUGCUUGCCUUUCUAGCUCUGCAUUGGCUACAGUGAUUGGCAGCGGUUUCCCAGCCUUUCAGACAGUCUUUGGUGGAGACACGAGGAUUGAAUGCCAGGGGUUGAAGCUUUCUGCAAUCAGAGCAUGUCCUCUACCACUGAGCUACAACAUCACGAGGUGAUGUGAAGAAGGCUGGCUUUUGCACGUCCAAGAGUUUUGCAGAACUUCUUUCAAUUUCAGUUGUUGAUCCGUAAAUAUUGAGCUGGUCUCAGAUGCCACAAUGGGUCAGUGCAUCUGGCUGUUAACUAGAAGGUCGGUGGUUCGAGCCCAUGCAGGGAUGUCUGUGAGCAAGAUUCCUGUAUUGCUAGAUGGCCCUUGGAGUCCCUUCCAGCACUCCAAUUCUAUGAUAAGCAACCUAUUUUGUCAUUGGGGGGUCAUAGUGGUGCAUAGGUGCCCUGGGGUUGCAUGCCAGCGGCUCAUGCCAUGUAAAGCUGUGAAUGCACAAAGUGAACACACACAUUCAACACUCCCUCUUCCCCCCUGAAACACAAUCCCCAGUACAGGAACAGUGAUUUGGACUACAUCAAGAUUGCUGAGAGGAGUCAGAUUAAAACCUCUACUUGCUAAUGAACCUGAUGAAAUCGAGAGAUUGCCGCUAAUAUCCACAUGGGGACGGCAAUCUUUUGAACAUCAGGAUUGCUGGGAAGCAGAGUAUUCAACUUACCUGCAAAAGCCUGAUGCAGUCAAAACUAAGUAGUAUGGAAACGUUUUGCACCAUAGUGAUAAAGUGAUGAAUCCCGAGAAUGACUAAGUCAGGAAACCGGAGCAUAAACACUAUAGGAACUGCAUCUGGAAGACGCACAGGGAUGUAACAAUACGCAGGUAAGCUGAAAAUAUUCAAGUACAAUGGUACCUCGGGUUAAGAACUUAAUUCGUUCUGGAGGUCCGUUUUUAACCUGAAACUGUUCUUAACCUGAAGCACCACUUUAGCUAAUGGGGCCUCCUGCUGCCGCUGCGUUGCCAGAGCACAAUUUCUGUUCUCAUCCUGAAGCAAAGUUCUUAACCCGAGGUACUAUUUCUGGGUUAGCGGAGUCUAUAACCUGAAGUGUCUGUAACCUGAAGCGUAUGUAACCCAAGGUACCACUGUAAUUCAAGCAGUCUUUGCAAUGACGCUAUUGUAAGUCUAGGGACUUUGGGUCAAAAAUGCUAACUGCAACAGUCUGGGUAGAAAGAAAGACUGAGAUCCAAAGCAGAGUAGAGGUAAUUUUAAGACAUGCAGAAUCAUAGAAUAGUAGAGUUGGGAGGAACCAUGGGAGUCAUCUAGUCCAGCCCCCUGCAAUGCAGGACUCUUUUGCCCAACAUGGGGCUGGGACCCUGAUUGUGAGAUUAAGAGUCUCAUGUUCUAUCAACUGAGCUAUUUCCAUGCAGCAAAGGAAACCUUGAGUUUAUGUGUCUUAACCCCACCAGAUUACAAACUCCUACUGAAACGGAGUGUCUGGAAGUAUGGUGUAUGGAGGCCUUCUGUUCAAAAUGGUUGGGAAAGGGUGCUAAAGCUCUGGGAUGAACAUAAAUGUAUGACGUUUCCUCACCCUCCACCUAAAUUGAGCCCUUAAUCUGUAAUUGCCAGGAGAGAACACAGCAGAAAGGAAGAUGCUUCAAUUAGCUAGCUAAAUAGGAUAAAUGCAUUUUUAGUGAAAUGUCUGCUGACCUGCAUUCCACAAUCAAACCUUUCAGUGAUUUGAUAAUUGGGAGUAUCCUGUGUGGAGCUAUUAAUAGUUACAUGCUUGCCAAUGAGAAAGGGGGAAAGAAGCCUGAGAAGAUAUGAAUAAUGGAAAUGUAAAGCAACAUUAAAUGCAAAAUAACGGCACGGUGUAAUUGGCAAGCUGACCUUUCAUCUAAUAUUUCAGGUCUGUGGUGCUAACUCUCCUGGUGAUGAAUCUGAGUACAGUACAAUAUUCAGAUAAUUACAGCUCCAAAUAAUCCAAAUCUGUUAAUAAAUGUCUUCUGAAUUCAGGGUGGUUCCCAGAGAUCCAUUUUGGCAGCACAAUAUUAAGAAGCUCUUACAAUAAAUGGGCUGAUUAAGGCUAUCGGGAAGAAAUUAUUGCCUGUUAACUAUUUAGCUACUGCUCAACGGGCAGAUAGCAGCCACAUACAUCUAUGUUAGAGACGUGUGUGUGUGUGUAUGUGUAUACAUAUACAUAUACAUGCGUCCUUGAUUGAGCAAUAUGACAUGCUACUAGCAAUUCUUAUCACUUUUUUGCAUUUUUAUAUUUGAAUUUUAAAUGAAAUUAUAUCCACAGUUGAUACCUAUACACAAGUCUUCUUUGGGUGUUAGAAAUGUAGGUAAGGAAGGCUGCAGGUAGGGAGGCUGGGACAGGGCAGCAGGACGCGGGUGGCGCUGUGGUCUAAACCACUGAGCCUCUUGGGCUUGCAGAUCAGAAGGUUGGCGGUUCGAAUCCCCGUGAUGGGGUGAGCUCCUGUUGCUCUAUCCCAGCUCCUGCCAACCUAGCAGUUCGAAAGCACACCAGUGCAAGUAGAUAAAUAGGUACCACUGCAGCCGGAUGGUAAACAGUAUUUUCGUGUGCUCUGGUUUCCGUCACGGUGUUCCAUUGCACCAGAAGUGGUUUAGUCAUGCUGGCCACAUGACCCAGAAAGCUGUCUGUGGACAAAUGCCGGCUCCCUCGGCCUGAAUCCAGGGAUCCUUUACCUUUUUACAUCCUCAUGGAGCCAUGAAGGUCACUAGGUGUCUCCACCUGACUGACCUCACAGGAUUGUUGUGAGGAUAAAAUUAGGAAGUGGAGAACCAUGUAUGCCACUUUGAACUUCCUGGAGGAAAGGUGAGGUAUAAAUGUAAUAAAUAAAUAUAUGCAUCCAGAAAAUCCCAAAAUUUUCAGUAUGUAAUAAAAGAAUAUGAUAUUGUAAACAUGCCAUAGAAAGCCUCUAAUAGACAGCAGCAUGUGGUUUUACUGACGGAGCAACUGAGUUACUCAAGUAAUAUGACAAAAAGAAAGGGAAAGGGAAAAUUAAAAUAAGUAACCCUGCACAAAAUCUCUGGGAGUACCCAAGUAAAGUCCCCCUGCCAGCCAUUAUUAUGAUUUAAGAUGCUUAGGUACCUUUCCUGAAAGGCCAACUUACCCCCCUGCAAUAUCUGUUGCUGUAAUAUUAUUUUAACACUGUAAGAUAUGUGACUGAAAAGUUUAAGGUUACAGCUAUAUAAAUGUCAUUCUCGAGGAAAAAAAAGUGAUACAUGGUAAUAUGAUAAUGAAGCACUUGGAUUAAAAGCUUCCAGUAUUUUAUGAUCUAUGGGAGCUAGCUGGAAAGCCCCUAUAAAGUAUUUAAUGAUUAGCUUUUCUUGAUAAGGUUUAUUGGCUUUACAUAGAAUUGAUUUGGAAUGGUGACGAGGAAUCAGGCUUUUGUUUGAGUUUAUUGUGCUCUUUAAUAUGUGGAUGGAUAUUGGAAGACUAGCAGGUUAUACUCAUGCAAUACCUUUCGCCUCCAGGGCAUUUUAGAGUAAUAAAAGUAGCAAACCUAAGUCAAUAUUGAUGCAUUUGAUCUGAUUAAUGGGAAGUAAAUUGCGCCCUACAUCAGCGGUUCCUAGCUUGGUUCCGUGGUCAGUUUUUUCUUCUUCGUCAACAAGCAGCCUGGCCCAACAAGAUUUCCUUCUAUGUGGACCUUCUCCUGAAAUGUCUGCUGCUGGGCAGCAGGCCCAAUACUACCAGGCAGUUUCCACAGCCAGCUGCUGGGGAUCAAAUACCCCAAGCAGGGUCUACUGCAGAUGCUCUCCCUUGGCCUUCAUUUAAAUUUGAUGUAGUGGUUAAGAGCGGUGGACUCGUAAUCUGGUGAACUGGGUUCGCUUCCCCGCUCCUCCACAUGCAGCUGCUAGGUGACCUUGGGUUAGUCACACUUCUCUGAAGUCUCUCAGCCUCACUCACCUCACAGAGCGUUUGUUGUGGGGGAGGAAGGGAAAGGGGAAUGUUAGCCACUUUGAGACUUCUUCGGGUAGUGAUAAAGCGGGAUAUCAAAUUCAAACUCUUCUUCUUCUUCUUCUUCUUCUUCCAGCUGGCCAACAUUUUAACUUCCUACAAUGUAUGUCAGGUUCUGCUGGUCCCAGAGGCUCACUGGAGCUUCUUGUUGGAGGUUGACUCUAGAAGGUCAUAGGCUGAGGGGUCCCCUCAGAGCUGAAGAUGGUCCUGCAUUAAUUCACAUUCAUGUUCCAUCUUUGCAUGGCUCUCCUCCCCAUUUUAUCCUCACAACAUCCCCACAUGGUAGGUUAGCCUGAGAGACAGUGACUAUCCCAAGAUCACCCUAUGAGCAUCAAGGAUGAGUGAGGAUUUGAAAGCUGGUCUCCCAGGUCCUAGUCCAAGGGCCUUUUCAUUGCACAUGCUUUUCAUUGCACAUUCACAACAAUUUGUGCUCAUGAUGCUAUCGGGACAGUCAAAUGUGAUCUCACUUUCAAUACUGUUUGGACCCACGAAGGUUUUUGGGGUGGUCACACUGCUUCCUUUCCAAUCAGUGCAUAUCUCGUAACUUCCUGUGGACAUCUGGCAACUCUUUAUACCACAAACGUUCUGGUUUCGUUUUGUCCAGCUUUUGCUGCAUUAUAGUCCCUCUGUUAACACCGGUGAAGCAUUGCGGAACAAACUAAAACAGAAUAAACCCACCACUAAGUCAUUAAGAUUGGGUCAAGGACAUGUUGCAGAAUACAUUCACAAGAGAAGACUACUCUGAAGGGGCCCAAAGACACUAACCACUAUGCAACACACUAUUUAUUUGAAUGGCACCACAGCCGAUGACUUUUUGGCAUCUGGACCGAGGAAAAAAAAGAAGAAGAAAAUUAAGUGUUUCCCUGCUCCUUGUGGUAAGUCAUGCAUUUAAAAAACCUAGUGCUGAGCUGCACUCUGUUCCUUUUUCAAGACAUUUCCCCAUAACCAUGCUAUCUCAAAGUUGCUAGGAAUGUGCCUCAGUGCUCCAUUGGUGCUAUAUCAGUGUCCCCAUAUCAUGUGAGUGCAAUAAAUUUAGGCCACAUAGCUAUGAGAAUACAGAAGUACUCCUUCAGCUCUGCUAACUGUAUCAGAAUGGGACUGAGGCAGAUAUGUGGCUUAUUAUUAUUAUUAUUAUUAUUAAGCCUGGUGAGGGAGGGGUAGCAGUGUGUGUGAGGGGGUUAAUAUGUCUGAAGUGUCACGCAGUGUAGCCCUAUCUCUCUGCCACCUCUGUGCAUGGCAGCCAAUCUCACUGCCAGCUACCUAUUCAGCAAGGAAUGUGCAAACCACAUAAAAGGGGGGGGGGUGUUCUCGGCCAAUCAAGAGUUCCUCUUUGCAUCUACACAUGUACAUUGGUACACAUGUAAGAAGACCUCUCAAAGUUUCACAGUCAUAGAAUUGUCCAGUUGGAAGGGACUAAUGCAUUGGUAGGCAAGUACAGCUGUGGUGACUGGCCUUUAUGUGCUCUUAAAGCAUGGGAAGGUCACCUGACCCCCCCCCCUCCCCCAGGUUUGUGAGCAGCAUCUUCUUGUGUGUUUGCAUGUGUGUGUGCAAGACCUAACUGCCUCCCAUUACACAAGUACAAUGAUGCAGGCGAAGCAAAGUUACAGGAAACCAGGCAGAGGGCCUUCUGGGUAGUGGCGCCCACCCUGUGGAAUGCCCUUCCAUCAGAUGUCAAGGAAAUAAACAACUAUCCGAUUUUUAGAAGACAUCUGAAGGCAGCCCUGUUUAGGGAAGUUUUUAAUGACUGAUGUUUUAUUGUAUUUUAAAUAUUUUAUUGGAAGCCGCCCAGAGUGGCUGGGGAAACCCAGCCAGAUGGGCGGGGUAUAAAUAAUAUAUUUUUAUUUUAUUUUAUUUUAUUUUAUUAUUUUAUUUUAUUAUAUAAUGAGUUUCAAUUAUCAGCUUGGAUAGCUCAGUUGGUUAGAGUGUGGUCCUGAUAACACCAAAGUUGCAAGUUUGAUCACCGUAUGGUACAGCUGCAUAUUCCUGCAUUGCAGGAGGUUGGACUAGAUGAUCCUUAGGGUCCCUUCCAACUCUACAAUUCUAUGAUUCUAUGAAAAACCACUUUUCCAGAAAGUGGGCAAUCCCUUCAGGCAUUUGUAGCCCACAUGAUCCAUGGCCAUGCCAAGGGAUCAGCAACCAAGCAAUAAACUUCUCAGCACAUCCACACCAAGCACGCUUCCAACCACAAAGAUCAGAAUGGGGGCAGCAGCACAGACAGACACAGAUACUUCCCAAGGUGUCCCUCCAUCUUUGCAUUGGAAGAUCUGCCGCCAUGCCACACACAGAGUGAGAGCGAGAGCAAGAGAGCUCUCUGGUCCACAAAGUCCAGAAAAUCUACACAGCUAAGCACAGAUUUGGGCUCCAAGCAGCAACAAUGCGCCUUCCCUCACCAAUAAUGUUGAAAACCACCGUUCCAGAAAACAAGGACAUCUGUUUCACGGGUUACAAAAACCCAUUAAGGACCAUGGAAACCAUGAAAAUAAACUCAUGUGCUUUUUGUGGUUUACUUUGACUGGUUUUUGUUAAGUUAUCCUUACUUUUGGAGUAACUAUAAGGAAAACAGAAGUUUCAAGGAAUUGACCACACUGAUACUUCUGUGUUUCUGCAUGUUUUAGGAACUGCCUCAGAGGAAGGAACACUGCUUCCCUUGAGAGACUAAUUCACACUUUAGUAGAUUUCAGUGGCAGGAAGUUGUGACCACAGUUUAUCUUUCAUAUAUUUUACAUGAUCUCCACUGUGCUUAUGUAAAAUAUGCUAAAAGCAUUAGCCAAGGGGUGGGGGAUGCUUAGCCUACAAAUGGGGAAGGAAAAGAGCAGUUAAGAAGACAAGUUUAAAUAAAUUUGAAUGCAGAUUAUUUAUUUUAAGUAGAUGUUUCAUGCAGUAUAUUUUAAGCUGACAUUGAUUUAUUAAACAUGAAUAUAUAAGCAUAUAUAAUUCAUUUCAUGGGUAAGCAAAAAGGAUGCUAGAUAGGAAUUGCACAUUAAUUUAAAAACAAAGAAUUGCUAGACUUGUGCAAGCCAAUUCAUAUUCUAGAGCACACAAAAGGGGGAAAAAUCCAUAUGUACAUAAAUGUGCUUAUUCCUUAUUAAAAAGCCAAUACCCUGGUUCUCUUUUUGUUGGUGAGGCAGUGUCUAGAUCCAUAUUUGCCACUCAAAGCUCUAGCAAAAAGGGCCAAACUAGAUAUGACAUUACUUACACACUGGACUGGAACCUGGCUUAGGGUAGACCCAUUGAAAUAAAUGGUUUUCCAGGGUUUUAGAUAAAAGUCUUUUUCUGCCUUAUCUGGAGAUGCAAUGGCAAAUGCUCCACCAACUGACGUACUUCUCAAACAAUUUUUCAAGAUUUAAAAAGACAAUGCUCAACAAUUGCGAACAGCUUUUUUUUAAAAAAGGGGGUGGACAGUUUUAACAAGAAAAGAGCUCAACGAAAACAUUUUUUGUUCACCAUUAAUAUUAACAAGAUGUUUGUCUAAGACGGUUCUGGAUCAUUUGCUCUUCUGUGCGAUGACAACUCUCUUAGCUUCAGGCUACCUCUUUCACAGGCGAUUGAAGUGUGAAAGAAUAAAUCCUUAUUAUCCCAAAAAAUGGUUGAGACUUUAAUCAGACAAAAAUGUCGCGGUAAAGUGCAUGUUCCAUCUACUAACCAGAUGGAACAAGACGUUAAGCUGGCCUCAUGCUGCUGCCGUGUCUUCAAAAUGUAGGGAAUGUGCUUUAACAACAUAUACUUUCUUGAAAUGAGAAAUGCUGUAGCAUAUUAAAAACUGAUCCGCCCCCCCCCAUUUAUUCAGAAUCAAGUAAGCUUACAGACAUGUAUCCAACCCUGUGGUUUAUGACCAUGCACAAGGAAGCUGUUCCAUUCAUAGAAUGUUCCAAGUCAAAUGUCCAAAUCCAUGGUGGAAAGCCAUGGACAUACCUUCAAGACGUGGCAAGUUUAUGAGGCCCUGCUGACCUUCUUUGUGCCAUCAUUGUGAAUAUUUCAUAUCAUGGACAUGGCAAGUCCUUUUAGCCAAGAUUGCUACCUGUAGGCCAGAUUGGCGAGCAAGGACAGCAGUUAAUUCACAGUACAUUAAUGUAGCCCACCCUUGUAUCACUUGAGGUAGAAAUCCAUUAUCGGUAAGGCCAACUUUACGUACACAAGGGGACAGCCUGGCCACAAAACUAGGAGGAACCUGUUGUGGAGGAGCCUAGCAGACUGCUAGAGUGAAAAACAGUUCCAGAAAAGAUGCUCUGCAAGUAUGGAGGAAAAUUUGAGCUGGGUGACUGUGUGAAGGACUGUGGUUGGAUGAGAGAUGGUGGGGCAAUCAGGGGCAGAAGUUGGUUGGAGAGAAGGCGAAACAGCCCAGAUGAAGCCUUUUUUCCUAUAAAGCAUGUAUCUUAAAGGAAGGCUCUCGCAGACUCUUUGGACCUGCAAUGCAUUACUAAAUGAAAGUCUGACUAAUUGGGAAUCUGCUUGGAGCCUCCAUAGCGAAUCCCCAGAAUGAUUUUUCUUCCUUACACUCACAGUGAUAAAGGACAUUUGAAAAUAAAUAGAAUCUGGUUCAGGGAUGGGUUUAUUAAUUCCCUGAUUUUAAUUGUGCUGUUCUUUUUAAUUUUCUCCAUCUGGAGUACAAAGGACAAUCUUUCUGCUUAACUCUCUUCCACUGAAGUAAAAGGAGCUCAUUGAAUGUGACUUCAGUUGAAUCAUGUGCACAGGGCAUAUGUGUUAAAGGUAAUGUCUUUUCUUGAACUGGAUAUAAAAUGUCAACUUUUAUUGUCUUUGCUUUAUAGCAAGAAAACAAAAUGGGCAACGUCUUUCCCUUGACAGUAGGCUCAUUUGUACCACAUUUUCUGUUAAUAAAUAAGCAUUAAAUUGCUCAUUAGAAGGUAGACCUUGGAAGCUUAAAAUGGAAAAGUCAAUUGAAUUUAUGAUAUAUUUAAAUCAAGGCUGGUUAUAAUAGCAUGCUUGCAUGGAAAUGUGUAAAAUGUCCACCCUUUAGCUUGCUUGUCAGAAUCUUCAGGUUUUAAACAUCUCCUUAGCGCAAGAUAAUAAAAAUAUUAUAUUUAAUGUGAUCUCAGCGGCAGGGGGAAAAGGUUAUGAACCUUGCCAUCUGGUUAAUGACCUCAAUGGUUCCUAGCAAGUUAUUUAACUAACCAUUUAUUCAUUCUAAUUUAUUGUGCAAUUAAUGAGAGCUAAAACACAGCCAUGGGAUUCACAGUCCUAGAAAAAAUAGACAUAAAUUGUGGGCAGGUUUAAAGGGGCAUGACUUAUCGGACAAUCUUCUCAGUUCUCUCUGGGGAAUUGGUGUCUGCCCACACAUUUAUGAAUGGUGCUUGUGACACAGCGUUCCGCCACUUGUCCCUGGUUAGAGGCUAGUUCAAAAGCUCCUUGCUUUCCAGCUCUGAAGGCUUGCAGCAAGGAAGACUAUCUUGUUGCACCGCUCAGUAGCAGCUAAACACUUACCAAACUGGAGUUCCUGAAUCUUGUCAGGACAAUCAUGAAAAUCUUUUAAGAACAUAUGGAGAUCCUUGCUGAAUCAAACCACAGAAACCAGCCAGAUUCUAAGGGAAGCAUAAUACUGAUUUGCUGCCUACACACGGUCCUGUUUGUAACACAGUUAUUCUAAAUCAGGAAUCCUUCGUACUCAUCCUCAACAUGCUCUUUUCAGUGAAGAUUCUAGAUCCUGCCUUCCACAAGGUUGGGUGUGGUUACUUGAUAGUGUUAUGAGUUUUUUGGGAAACUUGCAAGAAGAUCAAACCUAUCCAUUCUGAAGGAAAUCAGCCCUGAGUGCUCACUGGAAGGACGGAUCGUGAAGCGGAGGCUCCAAUACUUUGGCCACCUCACGAGAAGAGAAGACUCCCUGGAAAAGACCCUGAUGUUGGGAAAGAUGGAGGGCACAAGGAGAAGGGGACGACAGAGGAUGAGAUGGUUGGACAGUGUUCUCGAAGCUACCAACAUGAGUUUGACCAAACUGUGGGAGGCAGUGGAAGACAGGAGUGCUUGGCGUGCUCUGGUCCAUGGGUCACGAAGAGUCGGACACGACUAAAUGACUAAACAACAACAACAAGGUUGUAUGCCUGGGCCCCCUUCUAAUUCCUAGAUCCAGAAGGGAUUCAAUACCUGGAAUAGUCGGGCUAGCUUCCUGGUGAGGUAAUUGCCCUCUAAAUAGGAGCCAUUAAGGUAACAAAGUGUCUCUGUGCCAGAUAGCAAAUGGGUGGGCACCCUUCCCUCAUCUCACUGGUUAGUUAGAAAGUUGAGGCCAGAGUGGAGAGUUGAGUUACAUGAGCUAGAAGGUAGAAGAUGGCAGGUUGCAAGCUAGGCAGCUGGGAGAAGAGCUAUGCCUGAUUUCUGUCGGAAUCCAAGGCUAUGGCAAAGGGAGAAGCAAGACCCUCUUGGCAUGUUAAUGUUGUGCACCCCUCCAUUGUAGGAUCAGAUUGCAUACGUGUGUAAAUAAACCAUAUAUCCUAAAGACCCCACAGUCUCCUCUGUACCUCAUUCGAAAGGAAAUAUGAUCCCUGGGAUCUCCUGGAACCCCUGGAAUCUCACAUUGCUGAGAUUGGGGUGGUGUGCAGCAAAAUGCAUUUGGAAGCCCUAUGUUUGAGUAGGCUUUCCAUGCCUUUUCCUCCCUCCUCAUGCCCCGGAAAGAAGGAAGUGGUGAUUGCGAUCUUGAUAGAUGCCCAUUCAGAACAUCGUUGCGCAGGUGUGGAUAUACCCCAUUGCCAGGAUUGUCUGCUUCCGUUUUCAUCUGUUUCAACUGGAUACACUGUGGAGCAAUGUAGAAUCAAUCAAUGAGCAUUUAUUUUAGAAUGGAAUCAGUUUCUCAAGAAGCGCUGUCCGGGGGUGGGGAUGGGGAUGGGGAUGUGAAAUGCAUCUAGAUUGUGUGCAGACUAUGAAGAGAAACAAUUGAUUCUGGAAUAAAAUGAGGAGGAAUGAAAUUUAGUGGACUGAAAGGGAGAAGGGAGAAACACAGACAUAGAUACAAAUACUUAGACCAAGACAUUUCAUUGCUUGAAUAGAUCAUUUCCUAGUUCACACAGUCUUCCAAAAAUUUCCUGCCCGUAGCCAUCAAAGGAGACACCUGAGAUUCCAAUGUACCUGGAACUGGGCAAAAGUAUGUGCUUUAGUUGACAUUCCUGCAUUAUAUGGGGUUGGACUAGAUCAGGCAUAGGCAAACCCGGCCCUCCAGAUUUUGGAACUACAACUCCCAUCAUCCUUAGCAAACAGGACCAGUGGUCAGGGAUGAUGAUGGGAGUUGUAGUUCCAAAACAUCUGGAGGGCCAAGUUUGCCUAUGCCUGGACUAGAUGAUGCUUGGGGUCACUUCCAACUCUACAGUUCUAUGAUUCUCUAUGUACCUCACUCGUGUCCAAACCUGAGUGUUUAUUUAUUUUUAUUUGUAUACUGUGUGUGUAUCUAUAUCUAGCAUAUGUACAUUUAUUUACAGUUUGAUCAUUAGCAUUUAUGGUGUAGAUAAAAAUAAAACAUACAGAGCAUAAAACAAAGUCAUACUAAAACUUAAAAUGGAUUGAAAACACCAAAUGGGGGGAGGGAACAGCCCAGUGGGAACUGAGCAUGCUCAGUGGUUAUUGACUGGGGGUGGCGGGGGGGGAGGGAGAGAGAGAGAGAGAGAGAGAGAGAGAGAAGGAAAAGGGAAUGAAAUGAAGCAGGGACCCUGAACAGAAGCUCUCCUAUCUGCAACAUUUUGUUGCAGGGUCAUGCUUGCACAUUCCUAAUUGCAUUUGACCACAUUGGACUCCCAAAAGUAGAAACAUGACCUCCGAGAUUUAAGAUGCACUUGUGGUCCAUUUUCUUUAUGGUCCUGUUAAUUAGUUAAUUUGUCAGAAAUAAAUAAGAUACAAUUAGCGUGAUACUUUGAUAUUUUACUUCUAACGACAGGAAGACGAUUACCUUCAAAAAUAAUAAGACUUAAAUCUCAGUAAGGAUCUAAAUUAUACUUGUUGAGUUGUGAAGAAAAAGCAAAUUCAUUUAAUCCCUAUUUGCAUGUGCCAAUUAGCUAAGUAUUAAUCAAUCUUCUAUAUAAAUGGAAAUGAGGAUACUAAGCCCUCUUUGGUAAGAUAAUGUUUUUCAUUAACACGCGUACAACCUCCUAACACUUUAAUGUAGAAAAAUAAUCUCUUUGCUGCGCACUAAAAAGCCCAAGCGAAUGGACCACAACAUCCACCCAAAGUCAUUUAGGAACAUUUCAACAUGUCUGUUUCAACUAUAACUAGCCUGGGAUUAAAUCACAGAAAUUGGAGAUAAGUAAAGAGAGAUGAACUAGGAAUCUCAGAGAAAGGUAUAGAAAAUGUAUGUAUCUAUAAAUUGACUGUAUUUUAGGUAACCAUACAUCAAGGGGAGCUUAAAUGAAAAAUGACGGCUAACAGCCUUAUCUCCUUUGUUAUAUAUUUAUGUAAUCCAUCCUAAAUUUCUUAAUAUCCAAUGUAUGUUAAAUCUAAUAUUCAAUUACAGUGGUACCUCAGUUUACAAACUUAAUUCGUUCCGGAAGUCCGUUCUUAAACCGAAACCGUUCUUAAACCAAGGCGCACUUUCCCUAAUGAGGCCUCCUGCCACUGGUGUCCUUCCACCGUCCGGCUUCCGUUCUUAAACCAAGGUAAAGUUCACAAACCAAGACACUUCUUCCGGUUUUGCAGAGUUCGUAAACCGAAUUGUUCGUAAACAGGGCUGUUCUUAAACCAAGGUACCACUGUAUUUAAUGUAUUGUAAUGCAUUGUAAUAUGCUUAUGAUUUUUUUUCUAGAAAAGGAGGGGUACUGAGGUGAUUGACAACCAAAAAAUUAUCGUUCUGGAAACUGGUUCUUGUUUCAGCCUUAGUUUUUAAAUAUUUUAAGGAACACUUCUGAUUUUUUCAAAAAGGUGUGAUUCUGUAUCCAUGUGUACUAGGAACUUGUUAAUUGUUCCCGUGACCUAGAGCUCUGGUCUUCAGCUGGUGGGUUGGUACCCAGUAGGUUGCAGCCUUAUUAUUAUUAUUAUUAUUAUUAUUAUUAUUAUUACCACCCAAGAAAUGAGUCCCCAAAUGCAUGUUUGCAUUUAAAGUGGUAAGAGCUUUCUUACCGGAAAAAGGCAUUUUUUAUUAAAUUAGCAGAGCAUAUUUCCAUUAUAUGAAUUUCUGAAAGAUCUAUCGUAUACUGCCAAACUAUAUGGGACUUGCAAGAUCCGAGAUUAGACCUCUUAGUGUAUUUUGCAAAACACAAACAUCUGCUUUAGUGAAUACAAUACAGCAGUCAAAAGAAUGUCUGAAAGUCUCUCUCUCUCUCUCUCUCUCUCUCUCUCUCUCUCUCUCUCAUGUGUGCAUGCACACACACAGGCACACAAGGCAGCAAGAUUAACACUUGUAUUAUCCUGUUACCUGCACCAUUUUUAAAGGGAAGGCAUUCAAACACUGCAGAUUUGUUCCAAUCAUAGAAUCAUAGAAUCAUAGAGUUGGAAGAGACCACAAGGGCCAUCGAGUCCAACCCCCUGCCAAGCAGGAAACACCAUCAGAGCACUCCUGACAUAUGGUUGUCAAGCCUCUGCUUAAAGACCUCCAAAGAAGGAGACUCCACCACACACCUUGGCAGCAAAUUCCACUGUCGAACAGCUCUUACUGUCAGGAAGUUCUUCCUAAUGUUUAGGUGGAAUCUUCUUUCUUGUAGUUUGGACCCAUUGCUCCGUGUCCGCUUCUCUGGAGCAGCAGAAAACAACCUUUCUCCCUCCUCUAUGUGACAUCCUUUUAUAUAUUUGAACAUGGCUAUCAUAUCACCCCUUAACCUCCUCUUCUCCAGGCUAAACAUGCCCAGCUCCCUUAGGUGUUCCUCAUAAGGCAUCGUUUCCAGGCCUUUGACCAUUUUGGUUGCCCUCCUCUGGACACAUUCCAGUUUGUCAGUGUCCUUCUUGAACUGUGGUGCCCAGAACUGGACACAGUGCUCCAGGUGAGGUCUGACCAGAGCAGAAUACAGUGGCACUAUUACUUCCCUUGAUCUAGAUGCUAUACUCCUAUUGAUGCAGCCCAGAAUUGCAUUGGCUUUUUAGCUGCCACGUCACACUGUUGGCUCAUGUCAAGUUUGUGGUCAACCAAGACUCCUAGAUCCUUUUCACAUGUACUGCUCUCAAGCCAGGUGUCACCCAUCUUGUAUUUGUGCCUCUCAUUUUUUUUUGCCCAAGUGCAAUACUUUACAUUUCUCCCUGUUAAAAUUCAUCUUGUUUGUUUUGGCCCAGUUCUCCAAUCAGGGCUGUCUUAAGCAUAUGUGCAAAGAUCUGUCUGCACCCCCCCGGUUGCCCAGUCCCAAGCGCGCAGGAGGGUGGAGCCAGUCAGCCGCCUCAGCGUCUCACUGGCUCGUUCACUCCUGAACUCAUGGCGCAGAGUGGCCCGCAGCAGAAGAGCCCGUCGCGGUGCUCUGACUGACAGGUGGGCUCUUCUCCGGACUCAACUCUUGGGCCUCGAACUCUCGGCCUGGUGCCCCUGAGAGCCCGGCGCCUGGGUGCCCCGCACCCCUAGCGCCUAUGGGUAAGACGGCCCUGGUUCCAAUCCCAGCUGGUAAAAAGGAACAUAUGAAUAACCAUGUGUUCCAUGAUUAUUACAUGCCAGCCAGCUCGUAUGCAUGUUUCUAAAGUAAUACGGUCCUCAUGUGGUUGAUCUGGAUGUUCUCAUGCUGACCAUCCCUUUUUUGUUUGAGAAAGCUUGGCUUGAAAUUGCUCAUCCUCUGCCCAUCAAAGCAAAGAGACUGGCAAUUCCACUGGGGAGAGAGGUCAGUUCCCUAGAUAUUGUUCACACAUCCUUGCGAGGGUAGGCCUUGCUCAAUCGGAGAGCUUUAGACAGAGGGGAUUUUCAAGAAAAAACUGCAGAAAAUAUUGGCGAGAUCCGCUUACGUGUUAUUUAGAUGGAGCAUAAGGAAAUGGUUCAUAAAAGUUUUUAAAUUAAUGUUACCCUUGCUAUCUUUUAAUGUUAGAAAACUAAUUAGCAUUUCAUAGCAUGAGAUUAGAGUGCUGUAAACAGAAGAAUAAAUCUAAGCUUAACAGUAAUGGUGAGCACUCUAACUGAGCUCUUUUCCUCUCACACUGUUGAAUGCUCCAGCGGAAAAUGAAUGGCGGUUCGGUUUUAACAAAUGGUUUGCAAUUUGUUUGUUGGCUCUGCACCAGCUACAUGCACCCAUUCAAAAUGAUUAUUAAUAUUUAAAAUAUUAAGGGGCUUGGUUGCACCUUUAAUAAAUAUUUUCUUUACGAGCUCCCUGAGAGACGCAAUAUAUUUCAGCUCCCCCAGGACUGGCAGGUAAAGUCCGCAAUGUAGACGGGGCCUUUAAUGCAUACACAUUCGUGACUAAUGACCGUGGGCUUGGAGGCAGGUACUAAAUCUACUUUAUUGUGGUCAGUAAAAUUGUGUUGGAAGGUAAACCUCAACUAAUUGCUUCUAUCUGUUCAUUCUGAAAGCAAAACUGGAACUUUUAGAGUUAGACAGGGAAUCCUUUUUUAGCCCAUACUCUUUGCUGAGACCCUCCAGGGCCAUUGCUGGGCAGGACCAGAGGCAAAAGUGAGAAAAGCUUUGCACAGUAGACUACUUUCUAUACACAUUCUCUCACACUCUCCUCUCUAUCCUCCAUCCAGGUGAGCAAGUAGCAUAAUCAGAGUUCAUAGAAUCAUAGAAUUGUAGAGUUGGAAAGGACCCUGAGGCCCAUCUAGUCCAACCCCCUGCAAUGAAAGAAUCUCAACUAAAGCAUCAGUGACAGAAGGCCAUCCAACAUCUGCUUAAAAAUUUCCAAGGAAGGAGAGUCCACCACCUUCCAAGGGAGUCCGUUCCACUUACAGCCCUCAGAGUCCCUUCCAAUUCUACAAUUCUAUUAUUCAGUCCUUGGUACCUUCUACAAAAGUCUACAUGUUUGCUAUGGUGGAUUUCAGCUCUCAUUUCCAGGGUCAUGAGAUGUUUCAGAGCCUUCUGCUUUGCUGCGUUCUUCUUUUCUACUGUACAGUAGAAUUUAUAUGGUGACUUCCCAGGCUGAGCACCAAGUGAAACGGUAACUAUCGCGACCUGGACCACUUCCUUUCCUACUGGUUUUUCUCCGGGAUUAUCAACUGAGAUAAGGGGAAGCUCCUGUUCCUUAGAAUAGAUCAGAAGUAACCAAUAUGUCCCCUCAAAAUAUUGUUGGACUCAGCAUCCCAUCAGCCCCAGCCAGCAUGGUCAGGGAUGAUGGGAGUAGUAGUCAGCAAUAUCUGGAAGUUGCCUCAUUGGCUACUCUUUUCCUCCUCCUCCUCCUCCAAAUGUACAGAUAAGCCAAGAAGAACAUAAGAAGAGCCUGUUGGAUCAAGCCAUCAUCCUGUUCCCACAGUGGCCAACCAGAUGCCUAUAGGAAACCAGCAAUGACUUCUUGAAUAGAAAUCUAUGUGGAAUUCAACCUUGUGAAUAGGCUCAACAUACCUUCAGCAGCUUUUCUGCCUCCCAUUUGCUGCACCAUAUGACCUAGAGCGCAGGUGGCCAAUGUGAUGUCUUCCAAAUGUUGUUGUCCUACAGCUUCCUUGAUUCCUUACCAUUGGCCAUGCUGGAUGAAUCCAAUGGAGGCUACAAUCCAACCAUAUAUUGAGAGUACCGUAUGGGUCCCCCUUUAACUAGACUUAACCAUCCAGGGGUCCUUUACCUAACUUUUUACCUGUGGGUCACCCCAGUCUAAAGGCAGCUAAGCCUGAAAAAAGUUCUUCACGGUAUUAGGCUCCUAGUAGGGAAAAUGGGGCCUUUUCAAUGCUGUGCUUUAAAAAGUGUUUCUAGUCCAAAGAGAAGAGAGAGAGAGAAAUAGCAGCAGCAAGCUUAAGAACAGAUAACAUACCUCUCUUGUGUGUGAUAUGUUGAGCUUUUUCUGUCCUAAGGCAUAAAAGCCUUUCUAAAUAACUAUACAUAAAUCCUCAGACCAGACCACAUUAUCUUCAAAACACAUUUGCUAUUCCAAAAUGUCACGAAAUUGCAAAGUUCCUAUCAGAAAACCCAGGGUGGCAUACAGAAAGGAGGCUUUAAGUGGUGUCAUUUCCUCUGUGCUUUUGCAGCGAGCAUCUCUUGAAUCUGAGCACCUGCAUUUUAAAAAAAUUGUCGCUGGAGAUAGGAUGGGAUGCAGUGGGCCUCUUGUUUAGAUUAACUGGAUAAAAGUACCACUUUGGAAUCCAUCUGUACUUUUUGCUGAAGUAAGUUGAGCUUGUCAGAGGCAUUUUCUAAAGCAAGAAAAUGUUUUAAGUACCUAAGUCAGGGGCCUGAUCCUUUCCCAAUCACUGUUUCUUUGUUUCUAAAAAAAACAGCCUUCAAACAUUCACAAGUGACAUAAGUAUAUGUUUUGUAAGGAACAUGGAAGAAAAGGCAUAGACAACCUAAUCAAGAAGAGGGAUUUCAAAUGAGUACCAAAUAACUAUUUAUUUAUUUAUUUAUUUAUUUAUUUAAGUCGUACCUUGGAAGUCAAACAGCCUAGUUCUCAAAUGUUUUGGCUUCUGGACGACUGAAAUCCGCUACAAGAGGUUCCUACAGCCAAUCAGAAGCUGCUCUUUGGUUUGCGAACGUUUUGGAAGUUGAAUGGACUUCUGGAACGGAUUCUGUUCGACUUCCAAGGUACGACUGUAUUAUUAUUAGCUAAAAACAAAUUAGAGUGCAUGCAGCCAUAGCAGGACAGGGAAACCUAUAGCCCUCCAGAUGUCACUGAACUCCAUCUCUUAUCAUCCCUGACCAUUAGUCAAGCUGGCUGGGACUGAUAGGAGAUGGAGUGCAACAACAUUUGGUGGGGCCAUCGUUUUCUUAUCCCCAAUCUACAUUUUUGCACUACAAACAGGUGAGUGUUUACAUAGGCUAUGUGUGUAUAUCUAGAUCUAAACACACACAUAUACAUAUUCAGAAAAGUAUUGCAUGCUUUUGAACUACAUGUAAGCCUUUCUUCUUAAGCUCUUGGGUUCACUCUGCACUGGCACCUAGUUUUCAAAUAUUUAAAUAGAAGGUAUUCCAUGUAAAUUCUGCUUUUUAAGUUCAAACCCAUAAUCCUGGCCUUUGCAUAGUGAGAUAAAGCUUGUCGACUCUUGCUAUGGGCCCAUUUACUUAUUUAUGCCACUGCGGCCAGGCUGACAAAGGAAGCAGCCCACAACAUCCUGCCAAAGCACUUAUAAACAUUUGACAAUGAACACCAUUCUUUGACUAUUAUUAGGGACUUGCAUUCUUGGAUAGGACAACCCAAAGAAUAAAAUCCACUUUGACCUGUCAAGACUUAUUUGGCUUCUCUAUAGUAUGACUGAAUUUGCCUGCCUUUCAGUGUACAGCUUCCGUGCAUAUUUCAGCAGGGUAUUUAAAAUCCUAUUAUACAACCUCAUUCUUGGGAAUGGUGUGUGGUUUGACAGCUCCAUCCUCAUCAUGCAGAGAAAUUACAUCUGGAUGGCUAGAGCUUUUGCUGUAUAGUUUCAAAAAAAAAGGGCAGGGAAUAGUAAACAUUUAUCAGUUUAGAUUUAUUUGCUAGUACUGAGUGUUCUGACGAAUUGAGACCAGUGCUUCUUAAUUAUACCCUGCCCCCGUUUUAAACAAAACUUGUGUUAAUAACAUCAUACAGCAUAUGGUGUGUAUUCUAUCUUUUUACAAGUUAUCAGCUUAGCAUCAGCAAGAGCAUUCAGCGAGCGGGGGGAACCUCCACAGAAAAGUCUUCUAUUUUUCCCUAAGAUAAUCUGAUUCCAUAAACAGUUACUUGAAAAUCUGUCAACAGAUUGAAAAUGACAUUUUAAUUACAACAGAAGUCGAGGAGUACUCCUUGCAACAGCUUUGCAGCCUUUCAAUUAUUAUUUCAAGCUCUUUUGUAUCUGAUUACUUGAACCAUUUGUAAGCUUUCUUAACCUAAAGCGAUUAGAGAACACAAAUAUAUGUGGGCAAUUUUACUCAGCAGCAUAAACCAGCUGAAUGCAAUUGAAUUACUCGUGCAUUUGUAGGUGUUCAUGUUUGUGGUCCUUAGCUACUUAUGGCAUGAUUAUCUGGCUUUCCUAAUUAUCAUUGCCCUUAUUAUCAGUGAUGAACAUUAUUAUCCCAUUCUUACAGUCAGCAUGAUGAAGUAUAAUAAAAAUAGUGUCUGAGAUUUGGGAUAUGCUAGAUUAGUCAUAUUCUGAUUUGAUCAGACCUGUAGCCCUAGCUCAGACCUCCAGCCAGGUUUCACAUGGUCAGUAGUUUGUUUAAUUCUACAGACCUCCAAACUUACCAUGCCAUUUCUCAGACUUCUCAUGAAACUCCUCCCAGUAACAAUGGUGAUUUGCCAGAUGGUAUGGAAAAUUAGUGAUCAGUAAACAAACAGAAGCCCCAAACCCCUUUGGACAAAUGUAGUUUGAUGGAUUCUGGUCUUUAUGUAUUUGUUAUUACAUUUAUAUAUCACCUUUAUUCCUCAAAUCUCAAGGUGGUGCAGAUAGUUUUUCUGUACCCCAUUUUAUCCUCCCAGCUAUCCAGGGUCACUCCAUGGGUUUAAUGACUGAGUGGAGAUUUGAACCUGGGUUCCCCAGAUCCAGGUCACAUACUCCUAACCACUACAGUGUUACAUACGCUUCAGGUUGCAUACGCUUCAGGUUACAGACUCCACUAACCCAGAAAUAGUGCUUCAGGUUAAGAACUUUGCUUCAGGAUGAGAACACUUCCCACACUUUUAGCUUAUAAAAUAACUCAUAAGUAUUCUGUAAACUAAAUUGCUCACUGAAGUGAAGGCACAAAGCCAGUGGAUUUUUUUGAUAAGAAUACAUAAACACACACCCCACCAGAAAAUCUCUUCAAAGCAUCAGAGUCAAAAAAAUCAAUUGGUAAAAAAUUGCUAGCAUUUGCAAAUCCAAGUCUUAGGCUGAGUAAGGCAGCAGCUGUUACUUUAUCAAAACUUUGAAUGGCAAUGGGAAAAAAUAAAGUUUGUGCAAAAUCUUGUGUGUUGGAUACUGCUGUCAAAAUUCUGUAUUUUGAAUAAAUGUGUGUUUGGUUUAAUAAUAUUUCAGAAUCUUUCGUUUAGGAAAAAUUACUCCUCCCUUUUUCUGCACUCCCUGAGGGUACUUGUAGCAAAGAAACAAAGAGUGAACUUAAUAACUUCCACCUGAAUGAACAAUACUAUAAAGAGAGAUUUCAUCUUUAAGCUUCCAGAACCAAAGGAGGCUAAUUUUUAUAAGUCCCAAAUGCUUAUAUUUUCCACCUGGAUUAGGUUGUUGCAGAAAGAUAAAAUACACACAUACAAUAGCUUUAUUUCCUUAAAAAAUAACCCCUAAAAUUAUGAUAAUGAUUAAAAAACAAGAAUAAUCUAAAUCAGCCUUCACCAAAUUGGUGCCAUCCAGAUGUUUAGGACUAUAGCUCCCAUUAGGCCCAGCCAGCUGAUAUUCAUAACAUCAAGAAGGCACCAGGUUGAUGAAGACUGAUCUAUGUACUGGGGCUUCUUCAGAAAAAUGACAGCUAUUUCCAGCAGUAGAUGUGUAAAAGCAAAUGCAGAUCCAGCAGUGAGUUGGGGGGGGGGCACAUCUAUUUCUGUGAUCAUUCUUGUUCCUCUUGUGCUUCCAAAUUGAGGGCUAAAAAAAGGCUAAUGAAACAAAUAGUUUGGGAAACCCUGGAAGACAUUGUUGUAAGAAAAACAUGAAGUAGAAUUUGCUUGCCUUGUAGAUGCACACACUGACUCUACCACACCACAGCUGAACUUAAGGAAGCUUCUUUCAAGCCCAUCGUGUUCCAGAACUGGUCAGCUAAGGUGAAUAUGCACAUGGAGGAGAGGGACAGUACAUUAUCUGACAUAUUGUGGAAUGCACAAAAAACCAGUUUAAGGAGGAUCUCUCUCUAUCUCUUUACUUUAGCUGUAAGCUGCCUUGAGUCCCUGUUAGAGAUAUAAAGAAAUAUAAUUCAGCUGCUGACUUCACCCCCGAAGGCACACUCUUCCAUUGUCUCCCAAGACAGACGGACGCCAACCAAUAAUAAUAGUCCGGCAUCCUGUGUCCCAGCUCAAAACUUCCAGAAUAUCAGCAAGCAGAGCAUGCAAGCAAGCUGGAUAAGCAACUUGUGCUCAACUGUCCUUGAACAAGGAGAUUCCAUUUAGUGAUCAUGACUAAUAGCCCAUGAUAGUUGACUUGCUCCAUCUAAUCAUCCUUUAAAGCCAACCGAGCCAUGACCAUCACCAAAUCUUGUGCUAGUGAGCUACAUAAGGCAAUUAGGCAUUCCAUAAAGUAGUAUUUCCGUUUGUCUGUCUUGAACCUACCAUCAAUAUCAUUGGUUGACUCAUAGUGUUAUGGGAUAGGAGAAAAACUGCUAUUUGUUCUCUUUCUCUACAUCAUGCAUUGUUUUACAAAUCACCCUUAUGUUUCUUCUCAGUCGUUUUCUUGAACUAAAAAGCUUCAGAUCCAUUCUUAGUUGUGCUUAGACUCACAGAAACGAGCCAUGAUUAACUUGACUCUCAUUGAAUUUGGCAGAUCUUCUCUAAGAGUGACUAACUUUGGAUCCAACCCUAAACAUUUUAGCUCCUCCCCACAAAGAAGGUAUUCUAGCCUCACAAUUACUUUGACUGCCUCUUUCUGCACAUUUCCCAGCUCUAUAGUGACCCUUUUUCCUUAGAUUUGGUGAACCAAAAAAAUGUACAGUAGUCUGAAUGCACAUGCACAAUAGCUCAGAGCAGAAUCCUUUGGAUCACGGUCCAUAUGAAUACAUUUAAGUAGCAUAGGACAUGCAUAGGACUGACCUCUGGGAGUGAUAACUGCAGCAUUUGCAAAGAUUUAACCUUUGCUAUGUGUGUCAUAAAACUGAAUUACCAUAUUGUAUAUAAGGGACUAGAAGGGAUGCGGGUGGCACUGUGGGUUAAACCGCAGAGCCUAGGACUUGCUGAUCAGAAGGUUGGCGGUUCGAAUCCCCGCGAUGGGGUGAGCUCCCGUUGCUUGGUCCCUGCUCCUGCCAAUCUAGCAGUUUGAAAGCACGUCAAAGUGCAAGUAGAUAAAUAGGUACUGCUCUGGCGGGAAGGUAAACGGUGUUUCCGUGCGCUGCUCUGGUUUGCCAGAAGCGGCUUACUCAUGCUGGCCACAUGACCCGGAAGCUGUACGCUGGCUCCCUUGGCCAAUAAAGCGAGAUGAGCACUGCAACCCCAGAGUCGGUCACGACUGGACCUAAUGGUCAGGGGUCCCUUUAAUUUACCUAUAUAAGGGACUAAGUAUACAACAACCAAAUACAAAACAACAACAACAACAACAACAACAACAGUUCAUUUGGGGAGGCUUCCUAGUUUAGGAAAAAAGUGAGUUGGGGGCAUGAUGAAGGUCAUAACAUUAAACAUAGUGUAGAGAGAGCAAAUAGAAGCAUUUCUCCCUCUCCUAGACUGCAAGAAAUAGCAGCAGCAUCUAAUGAACCUGAAUAGAGAGGAGGUUUUGGACAGGAGACACAGUGCAUUCUGAACAUAUGGAAUUUGCUACCAAUAGGCAUGGAUCACCGGCUUAGAUGUUUUGAAAAGAUUAGACAGACCCAUUGAAUUCAUGGAAGAUAAGUCUCUCCACAUCUACUAGUCAUGAUGGUUAUGCACUACCUCCUAGGGGGAAAAUUGUUCACUUUUCAUUUUAAUGCAAACCUACCUAAUUUGCACUUCUUGGACCAAUAUAUGAACCAAAAAUACAACUUUUCUCCAAAAGGCACACUUAAUUUGACUUGUGCAAUGUGGUUGCCAAUCAAAGGUUCCAUAGAAAAAUAAUUAUAUUAGAAAAAAUAAAUUAUGUUACGUACAUAUAUUAGAGAAGAGUGAGCAUAAGAUGCGUUUAUUACUGAAAACAAUGCAUAAACAUGCUUUAUAUUAGGGUGAAUUGCUUACAAAAUUGUAUAUUAGGUCAAAUGCACACAAACAUGCAUACAUAAGAAGUGUAUUAAUUCUAGUCCUUUACCUAUCCUGAUCUAUGCAUCACGUUUUGAUGGUAAAGGCUGCCGGGUGAGUCAACACAAUUUCUUCCUCACCUUGAGAGUGCUGAGGAAAUGUGAUCUCCUGAUUUCAAAAUGUUUAGGGAUGUGGUAUUUUCAAGUAUUAUCAGCAUUCCUGUCAGCGGUGAUCUUGUCUCUACAACAAAGUGGAGAUGCACCUUAAUAGUGUCUCUUCUUUGUGUGGUCAGACAGAGGGGGAAAGAUCCACAUUUUAUCCUCUUGGCAAUGACAAUCACAUUUGAGGCCAAGUUAUUGCUUAAAGGAUAUUAAUGGUGAUCCACCACCAGUUGCUAGUGAUGUGGUGGAUUUUUGCUGCUAUCUCAGCAGUGAAAUGUAACACUGCUGGCCAAGGAAACAUGGCAAGAAAUGUGUAGAACCUGGGCAUGCCUUUCAUGGGCUCAGCCAUGCUGCUCUUCUGUACAAUUCCCACUGGGAGCAAUGGAAUGUCAUCAAGCUCCUUCACCUGCAAGUGGACCUUUUGUUAAUUCAAUGUAUGUAUAUACUCGUUGCUCAGGCUGUAGGUGGCUGGGUGCACAGUUUCAGAGGUUUAAAGAGGGGGAAAUGGAGCUCUCCCUUUGGAAAUGUUCACCAUCUCUUUUUCUUUUAACAACCCUGAACAAUUAAUUUGGUGUCGUUAGUAAACUUGGCCACAUCACUGCUCACCCCUAACUGUAAAGGGUUUAUGAUGAAGUUAAACAGCACAGAUUGACAGAUUACGCAAAACGAUCUCCUCUGAUUGACACAUGGGCAGAGUUUGUGGAAAUGCAGGAGCCUGGAAUUAGGCUUGUGGGUCAGAAGUUCCAGACUGAAUAGGAAUUUCUUGGACCUUACUUUCCUGGCAGAGUUUGAGUUCCAAAAGAGAUCAGGGUAGUUAAUGUCUCCCAUAAGUACUAUAUCUCUCCUUGUUGAAUCUUUGGUAAUCUACUCUAGGAAGGCAUCACCUAAAUCCUCCGUCUGAAUACACUCUCUGAAUACACAUUGCCAUCUUAAAAUGCAGCUAGGGUAUUCUUCUUCUCAAUUUGGAUUGAAGUUGGUUUUGUGGGAAAUGCAUCAAAAUAUUUCAGAAGAAAUUACAGGAUAGAUAUGAAUUGUGGCUAACACCAUAUGUGCACCACUUUCCACCACUGGAUGCAGACUAAAUGGGAGUGCGCACACAACCACAGCAGUUUGGAUACAACUACUGGGUUGGAUCUAUUCCAGGAGUUCUAGAAACUGUAACUCUGAGAGUGGGAUAAGUGUCUCCUAACAACUUGCAGUACCCUUCACAAACUACAGCUCCCAGGAUUACUUGAGGGAAGCCAUGUCUGUUUAAUGUAGUAUCAGAGUGCUUUAAAUAUAUGGUGUGAAUGUAGCCUAAAUCAUGCUCAGAUCAGACCCAUUGAAAUAAAUGGAAUUAGAUUAGAUUAGAUUUCAGUAGGUCUACUCUGAGUGUAGCUUAGUUGGAUACAACCCACUGUCUCCUCUGACUUUCCAGUAAUCUAGGUUUAAUAUGGUAAAAAGACUCAACAAAGAAAACGUUUUCUUGAACCGAAGGAAAAGAUGCUUAUUGAGAAUUUAAAUGCUGCAGAAGACACCACAGUGUUAGCUAAAUAUCUCAAAUAAAGUUGAAUGGAGUCCAAGUGAUGCAUCCUGUCAUAGACUGAAGUGUAAUCUAAACUUUAUUUUGUCAAGAAAUGAGAGAUAAUCUAUAUCUAAUCUCUGUCUCAUUUGUAAUAGGAAUUGGCCAUUGCUGUUGGUCAACCAGCUUCAAAUGUUCUCCUUUCCUAUUUGGAAGCACUGAGAAGAAUGUUUACUGGCUGGCAAUUUCUUUCUCAUGUGCUGUUUUAUUGUUAAGGAAUCUCAGCGCUGUAACCUCAAUAUUUGGCUAGGUUGACCCAUAGGGCUUUUAUAACCUUUUUGUCAACUUAACUGCCAGUCACAAAACUGAAGGCAAUUACUCUUCAGAGAUGAAGUAGACCUUUCCUCCAGCUUUGAAGGCAAGAAAACAGCCUCAGGUAUUUAGGUAACUGCUUGAACUUUUCUAAUUGGUACAAACUGUCUGUAAUAAUUCCAGUUUGCCUUGGACUGCCACCCAACAGCUCUGCUAUUUUAAGUUAAUACACUUAUCAUGAUGUUAUUCAGUGAUAUACGAUAUCAGCAGCUCACUCAGAUUCUGAGACAGACAUCUCUCUAGGCCAUUGCUCUUUAAAGUACAUGCUAAUAAAAUAACUCUUCAUUGAUCCAUGUAAAGUUUCCAUCAUGCACUGGAAUACCGAGCAUGGAACAUUGGUUUCUUAAAUGCAACUGAAGUUUAUGUGAUGAAAUAUAGAUGGUUUCAACAUAAAAUUGAAUUCCAUUUUUGAACAGAAAAGGCAUACAAAGAUAAUACAGCUUGAUAUGCAGCCAGCUGGUGUCAUUGUGCUUUUAACACCAUAUUCUCAAUAGGAAAACAGGAAGCUGUCCCAUAUGGAAUCAGACCACUGGUUCAGUCAUACCUGUACAGGUGAUUGAACCUGACUUCUUCUGCAUGCACAGCAGAUUCUCUGCCACUGAGCUGCAGUCCUCCAGUUCAGAGGAGAUGAACCUUCUAUAAGAGAAGCCUCUUUAAAAGGAGCGAGCCUGCUUUUAUGGAUAAAUUUAAGAUUCUAAUGCACACAAUGAGAUCAAAGGCAGAUCCCCACUAUAUAUUAAAAGCAUAUUCAAUGCACAUUUAAAGGACACAACACCCUCCAAAGAAUGCUGGGACCUGUAGUUUUCUCGGCACAGUGCUACCAGUUCCAACGACCAUUUCCACCACUAUACAAACUAUAGUUCACAGGAUUAUUUGAGGGAAGUCGUGUUCUUUAAAUGUGCAUUGACUAUGCUUUAGAUGUAUGGUGUGGGCCUGUAUUUCUGUUUCUUUCGUCCAAGGUAUCCAGCGAGAAGUAAGAUCCCCAAACAAGCAGAGUACAAAGAGAGUCCACAGUGACUUACUUACUUAUUCAAACAAACAAACAAACAAACAGUAAAAUGCAUUAAGAGCCAUCAGACUCUACAUAUUGCACAUUUGACAGAUAAAUACAUCAUUAAUUUAAUUUUAUAUGACAUUAUUUUUUGUGAUGCUGCUGUUUCUCAGAAUUUGUCCCUCUGUAAACUGAAUCAAGAAUGGCCAUAAUUCUCAAAUAUAUCUCGAGCUCUGACUUCACCAAGCUUUAAUAUUUUUGUAUUUCAAACUAAGACUGAUUGCAAGUUAAUUUGUAUUUUCUGUGCAGGCACAAUCUGCAUCCAGGAGAGGGGAAGUAUCAGAAAACUUACAGCAUAUCCAGUAUAUAACAUCUUGAUUUAUAGGCAUCCUUUUUAGGGCAUAACACUCAUGAGGUAGCUUACAUAAUCAUAAAUUGCAUAUACAAACAAUAAAAGGCAACAAAAUGAAAGAACGAAAUUUUUCAAAACAUAUAAACCAGCUGAUUAAGAACAAAUGGACAAAACAACAGUUUAGAAGCCAAUAAAUCUAGUAAUACUAAAACAUUUUCAAAACAGCUCCACCAUAAAAAAAAACCCUGUGGCAUGUGGUGAUGUGAGGGCAGUCCCCCUGGAAACGAUGUUACAUGACCACAUAGUGCCAUUUGCAGAGACAUUUUUGGCCCCAUUUUGGAAGUGCGUGUAAGGGGCUAUGUUCCUGGCCUAUUCAAGAGACCUCUACCUUUAGGUGAAUAUAAGAAAAUAAGGAAUAUAAUAGUUAACAAUCCCACGGGCAACUUUGCAUUACUGCAACUUUAAAUUUGACGAUACUUCAAUUUCUCAUAAUAAUGGAGGCCUUUCAACUUUAUUGAUGCCAUUGGAUUUGUAACUCGGUGAACAAACUGCAAAUGACGAUACUGUUAGAGGACAUUCAGCACAGAAACAUGUGUGUAUACCUUUAAGAAGUUUCUGGGAUUAAUUGGCUGCAGCUGGCCGUUGCUGUAAAAGAAAAAAGUUGAGCUUUGUAGCCUGCCUGCAGGAAUAACACCCACCAGAGUUUGUGUUUAUUGUUUAGUAAUACAGUCUUUGUUUUAGUUUGGGUUUUUACUCCUGGAGUCACUCUGUCCUCUGCCACCAGCUGGAAAUCCCCCUCCAACAGGUUAUGGGCCCAAUCCCCAGUCCUGAGUGGGCAGAGACAGAGCGCGAAAAGAACCCAGAGACUGGAAGCAACUCAGCGUUUCUCAAGCAGCUGGCUGUGUGAAGGCAUCGGCAGGGAGUGUCUGUUUGAGACCAGGAGCCGAACAUUUCUUCAAGCCACGUGUGAGUAAGGACUGAGUGGAAAGCUGAAAGCUGGGUGGAGCCAUGGCUGGACUUGGAGCUGGAGCUCAAGGGGGAGCUUCCUAUUUUCCAGUAGAGAAACUGGGAGAGUCCAAUUAUAUGUCAUGGAGUUUACAGAUGCAGGCGUUUUUAAAGAAAGAACAAUGUUGGACUGUUAUUGUUAACCCUCCUGUAAAAGAGGAGGAUGAAGAAGUAGAUAAAGCAGACCAAAGGCUGGAGGACAAAGCCUAUGCCAAUUUAAUUUUGAGUUUAGAGAAGUCUCAGUUAUCUCACGUGCGAGACCUUGAAACAGCAAGUGAAAUUUGGCAAGCACUGAGAGCAAUACAUAUUAGAGACACUGCUGGCAGCAAAAUUACUCUAAUGAGAGCUCUGUACCGAGCCAGACUAAGUGAGGGUGAAUGUGUUUCAACACACCUUCAAAGAAUGCGUGAUUUAUUUUCACAGUUAAAUGAAUUUGGGGAACAUUUUUCUGAACAGAGAAAGGUUUAUAUUGUGCUGUCUUCACUUCCUGAGUCAUGGGACAAUUUAGUGAUGACUCUGGAGGCAAUUCCAGAAAGCCAAUUAACAAUUCAUUUCUUAACUGGGCGUUUGCUUGAUGAGGAGGAAAGACGCCAUGAGAGGAAGGCCACAACCCCUCACCGUAACUCCAGAAAUGGGAGGCAGUCCAGUAAAAGAUAUGCAACUGAUGAGGAGCGGCAACCUAAAGAGGUUGUAGACCACAGAGAGGAAGCAGCUUUCACAGUCAGAAGAUGCUAUCGUUGUGGGUCAACCAAGAAUUUAGUACGUCAGUGCACUGUGUCUGUGGGAGAAAACACAAGAAAAGGGCGGCCUGCGUUUGCUGGGAAGCGAGGAGACAGGAAGAGUCGAGUCCAGUAUGUUUCUGCAGCAGUUCGAGGCACCAGUCACGACGUUGGACAAGACUGGAUUUUAGACUCAGCAGCGACAAACAUUUUUGUUAAGUCUGCACAAACCCUUGUAGAAAAGCAGCCUUGUAAAUCUGUAAAUGUAGUACUAGCUGAUGGAACAGUGCAUGAGUCAGCUGGAAAGGGUAGUCUGAAUAUCAACUGUUUAAGUACCAAGUUUACCAAUGUUUUAUGUGUACCAAGUUUAGAAAAUAAUUUGCUUUCAGUUACAAGUCUUGUUAAGCAGGGAUUUAAAGUAACCUUCUCUGGUUCAGGCUGUAAAAUAGAGAAAGCUGGAAAAGUGGUUACAGCGUCACUAAAAAAUGGUUUGUUUGUUUUGAAAGACCAGCUAAUAAGUGAGUCUGGGGCAUGUGUUAAAGCCUGUAAUAGAGCCUUGCAUGAUGAGUGCCAGCAUCUUUGGCAUCGUCAUUUGGGGCAUGCCAAUUUCCGCAGUGUUGCAAAAAUGCCAGAAUUAAGUAAGGGAAUUAAAAUGAAAAAAUGCAGUUUUUCUGGACUGCAAUACCUGCAAGGAGUCUAAAAGUAAGCAAGGGUCCUAUUCUGAAAGUACUAGAAUUAGCAAGAGGCCAUUUGCUUUAGUACACUCAGACCUUUGUGGGCCAUUUGCAGAGUCUGAAGGAGGAGCAAAGUUUUUUUUGGUUCUUGUGGAUGAUUAUAGCCGGUAUACUUGGGUAUACUUGUUAAAACACAAAAGUGAAACUGGUCAACUGAUUAAGAAUUGGGUCAACUAUAUAGAAAGGCAGUUUCCCUACAAAGUUACCCAGUUGCAGAGUGAUCGUGGAGGCGAGUUCAUGUCAGAAGCUCUCCAGGUCUGGUUGAAAAAGCGUGUUAUUAGUCACCGUAAAUCGUGUCCUUUUUCGCCUGAAGAAAAUUCAGUUGCAGAACGCAAGAUAAGGUCUUUGCAAACAAUGCUAGAUUCUAUGCUAUGUGAUUCUGGCUUAUCCAGGAAGUUUUGGGGGGAAGGAAUUCUGUGUGCUAACUACGUACAGAACAGAUCGUUUCAUUCUACCAUAAAUAAUACCCCUCAUUUUUUGCUUUAUGGAAAAAAAAACCCUUUUUGGACCAUGUUAAAACUUUUGGUUGUUGGGCUUGGGUUCACAUCCCAAAAGGACAGAGAAGGAAAGGAGAACCCAAGGCAAAGAGACUUAGGUUUGUUGGCUAUCAAAGUUGGUCAAAGGGGUAUCGUUUUGCACUAGGGCGUGGCAGAGUUGUGAUAUCAAGACAUGCAGAGUAUUGUGAGCAAGAUGGUUGGGCUCGUUUACAUGGGAAUUCAGAAGUUGUGUUAUCUUCUGAUGAUACAGAUAAAUUUGUGAAAUCUGAGUAAGAAAAGCCACAAAUUAAAGAAAGUUCUAAAAGAGACAGUGAUGAGGACUCAGGGGAUGAGGGUCCCAGUACACAAUCUCCUAAAGCUGAACCAAUUUCUCCUGAGCAAGAUGAAUCAGAAGGGGAAGAUAGUUCAGAGGGGGAGAGUGUUCAAGUUAGAAGAUCACAAAGAAGCAAUAAGGGGGUACCUCCAGAAAGGUUUACUUUACAAGAAGUUAAAACUGUUGCUGUGAAGAAAGAACCUUGUGAUUAUGAGGAAGUUUUAAAGUUACCACACCAUGAAAUAGUAAUGUGGAAAAAUGCAAUGAAAGCAGAAAUGAAAUCUUUAGCAGAACAUAAUGUGUUUACCAUUGAGCCAUUGCCAGAAGGAAAAAAGGCAGUGGGCUGUAGAUGGGUGUAUAAAAUAAAACACUUGGCAGAUGGUGGUGUUAAGUACAAAGCUAGGCUGGUAGCAUGAGGCUUUACUCAAAGAAAAGGUGAAAGCUUUGAUGAAACCUUUUCUCCUACUGUAAGGUGUACGCUUAUUGCUAGCUCUUGCAGCACAACGUGGGUUUAAGGUAAAUCAUUUUGAUAUUGAAACAGCUUAUCUUAACGCAAAUCUGCAAGAAGAAAUUUUUAUGAAUCAAGCGCCAGGUUUUGAGGCAGGCGAACAGAAUACUGUAUAUAGGCUGAACAAAGCAAUUUAUGGGCUCAAACAGUCAGCUAGAAAUUGGAACGAGUGUCUUGAUAAUGCUUUAAAAAAUAUUGGCUUUAAAAGAAGCUUAGCUGAUAACUGCUUGUACACUAAAGGAAAGGGUGAUAAACAAGAAUUAUGUCUGUCUUAUGUUGAUGAUUUGCUUUACUCUACAAAAAGUGACAAGCAAGUGGAAAAGUUUGCAGAACAAUUAAGAAAGGAAUUUAAAGUAAGAGAUUUGGGUCCAGUAAAAAAUUAUCUCAGUCUAGAAAUUCAAAGAACAAAUGAUGGAAGUUUUUUGUUGAGUCAAAAAGACAAAAUAAUGGAGUUACUUGAAAGAAACAAUAUGCAAAACUGCAAGGAAGUAAAAACCCCAAUGGAAAUAGGUUUUUUCAAGGAUGAAGGAGAUUUACAGAACCUGUAAAUCCUGAAAUGUACCAUUCAAUAGUUGGAAGUUUACUAUACAUUUCAUUGUGGAGCAGACCAGAUUUGUGUUAUGCAGUUGGAAUACUGAGCAGACGAGUAAGCUGUCCCACAGAAAAUGCCUGGAAAGGUCUAAAACGUAUUUUCCGGUAUUUAAAGCAAACACUUGAUUAUUGUUUGAGAUUACCACCUUCAGGGUCUACAAAAUUGCAGUGUUACAUUGACAGCGAUUGGGCCAACCUUCCUGAUAAAAAAUCAAUUUCUGGAAUGGUAUUUCAAUUUGGGAAUUCCUUGAUAGAUUGGAAGUCCAAAAAGCAAGGUAUCGUGGCCACAUCUUCAACAGAGGCUGAAUACUGUGCUUUAUCAGAGUUGUGUAAUGAAAUAAAAUUUUAUGUUCAGAUCCUCAAGGAUUUAGAUAUACAAUGUGAUUAUCCCGUUCAAAUAUGGGAAGACAAUCAAGCUGUAAUAACUUUGGCUGGGUCUGAGCAGUUUAGAAACAAAUCCAAACAUUUAGAAAUUAAAUUUCAAAAUGUGGCUGAAAAUGUGAAGCAAAACCUGAUAAUGCUGAAGUAUUGUGAGAGUAUGCAAAAUGUGGCUGACAUAUUUACAAAAGCACUAACUUUUGAGAAACAUGCACAACUAGUGGCAAAAUUAGGAAUUGUUGUGCGUGAUGUGUAAAUAUGUUCUGUAUAUGUUUAAAGUACUGUUGUUUCUGUUUGAAUGAGAGGGGGUGUUAGAGGACAUUCGGCACAGAAACAUGUGUGUAUACCUUUAAGAAGUCUCUGGGAUUAAUUGGCUACAGCUGGCCAUUGCUAUAAAAGAAAAAAGCUGAGUUUUGUAGCCUGCCUGCAGGAAUAACACCCACCAGAGUUUGUGUUUAUUGUUUAGUAAUAGUCUUUGUUUUAGUUUGGGUUUUUACACCUAUGUCUCCUGGAGUCACUCUGUCCUCUGCCACUGGCUGGAAAUCCCCCUCCAACAGAUACAGUCACUUUGCCUCUCCCUCUUAUAUUUGGUUCGCUGUGAUAGUUUAUCUGUUUAGUAUAGAUUCACCUGAUAAAAUAUGCUUGUGCCUUGAAACGUAUUAGGUGCUGUUUAUAUAAGAAAAAAUCAGCAUCUACAUUCUUCUGUGCGUUUUCUUUGCAUUGCACUUGUCCUUUGCCUUUGUUAUCUUUGGGGGCUAGAACCUGGUCAGGCAACCUUUUUCUAUUGAGGUCACAUUUAGCAGUACUCUGUCAAGGCCACAUACCAGCUGCAUGUUGCAUACCCUCCAGCGUGAUGUGUGUGUGGGGGAGAGACCAGGACACCAUCCUCUGGACUGUGCCAAGCCCCGAAAAAGCACCUUUUCAGGCACAGUGCCCCCCAAAGUGAGUAUGGGGUGCUGUGUCAGAUUGCAGCCCCUAAAAUCACACCACCUUCUUAUCUCUCUCUCUCUCUCUCUCUCCCCCUUUCUUUCUGUUGCCUACUUUCCCUGGAAUUUUACUUCCACUGCCACUCACAGCCAAGGUCUGAAUGAGAUUGGGCUAGAGAAUAUAGACUUGGCCUCCACAGUCACUUAUGGACUCAUUGUUAAAACUGUGUUUAUGGAAGACAAUCUUACUUGGCUACGAUCGCCAAAGAAGUAGAAGAAGAAAGAAGAAAGAAGAAAGAAGAAAGAAGAAAGAAGAAGAAGAAGAAGAAGAAGAAGAAGAAGAAGAAGAAGAAGAAAUAAUGCUGGAAUCUGAGCCUUGGUCUGUAUGGCAGCCAUGUGGAUCAUUAGGAUCACAGUUUGCUUCAAAGCCAGAAUCAGUACCCUCAUAUAGAACAGGGAUGAGGAAGCUUUGGCUUUCCAGGUGUUGUUGAACUACAACUUCCAUCAUCUCUUACCAUUGGCCACAUUGGCUGGGGCUGAUGGGAGUUGGAGUCCUGCAGCAUCCCCCACCCCAGAUACAGGUCAUGUCCAUGCCACGCGUUCAAAAUAUGCAUGCCACUUUAACAACCAUGGCUUCCUCCCAAAGAAUCCUGGGAACCGUAGUUUAUUAAGAGUGUUGGGAUCUGUAGCUCUGCAAGGGACCUCCCAACAAUUGUGUCCCAGCAGUGCUUUUCCUACAUUCCUAUGGAAGAAAGGGGGGAUAUUCUUAAUAAAUACAUCACUUUGCAGAGACAAGACUGACUACGCUCAUCGCUUUCAACAUCUCAUCAGAAGUCCUAUGUCCCAGGUCCCGAUGUAGAAGUGAAAGGUGGAAUGAAAGGUCAGCACAAUCUGGAGCGCUGGCAUUGAUCUCAAAAGAGUGGAUUAGCUCAUGUUCAUUUCCUUGAGGACAUUGAUAUCAUCAGAGAACCCCACCCUUCUCCAUACAUCAUACUUGCUUUGUAUUGGCAGACAAAAGCUAAUUGAACAUGCCUUAGAGCUGUUGUGGAAGAAGGCAGAUCUCCUUCUCUGUGUGCAUGCAAGCUUCACUAUAUAAUACACAAGGGCUCCUUGGCAGUCAUUAAUCUGUGUCUCUGUGCUGUCACGGUCCCGUGAUAUAUCACAGCACAUACAUAAUUAAAUAUGGAAAGGAGCUGUUGCUGGAAGAACAUCCCUCCUACCUCCGAGUGACCAAAAAUUCUUAACAUUUCCCUCCCUGCUUAAUCUAUUUUAUAUCUCCAGGCAGAUAGCUAGCGUAGGAGCAAGAGGUAAAUUAUUAUGUGUCCAGUUUGUCGAGCAACCUCUAACUGAAUCUAGGAGCCAGGAGCUACAUAAAGCACUUAAGUAGUUCUUCUCUCUGAGAAUGUGAAUACCGUUCAUCACUAUUUGUGGUCCAGGGGGCUGCAAAUGCUGAUAAACCAGUGUCUUAUGUGCUUAUCCAAGACUCCAGAAAGCUGUGGUUCACUGUGUGGCUAGUCGCCGGUCACGAAUAAAAUGAGUUUCAAUGGUAUGAAUUACAGAGGAAGAUGUGGAAGAAUGUGAGGAAGCGACUGGGACAGGUGGAAGUUCUUCCCUCCUCUCAAUCCUGUCUGGCUCUAGUGUAGAGAGAGGACUUCUAGCUCCCUUCUCUCCUGACAGAGAUAGAGCAUUGUUGGAAUCUUGGGAAGGCUCGGCGCCAUGUCCUGAGGUGGCUGAGCAGGAUUUGUAGAGGUGGGGAGGCAGGUCCAGUGCUCUCUCCCAGGGCCACACAUCACCUGAAGGCAAGGUAUGAGAAAGGCCCACUUGCUGUUCAGCUGCUCAUGCAGGAACAGAUGCUCUCACAAGUAAGGACUGCACCACCUUGGUUCUAAAGCUGGGUGGGUGGGUGUGAGAAACUUCUCAGCUCUGGUGAAGUCUUGAACUUCUUGUUACUGUCCAUGAACUCAUCACCUUGGCCACUGUUCCUAUACCUGGACCGUCCCAGCCAGCUGAUCAUCUUGUGUGCAAGGACUGGAACAGCUCAUUUCCUGUACAGUGGUACCUCGGGUUAAGAACUUUUUUAAAAAAAUAAUUUUUAUUAAAUUUUCCUUUAUACAAAUUUGCCAUAUCAAACAAUUUUCACAAAUUUCAACUUUUUGGACUUCCCUCAGCUUCUCUGCCAAUCAUCCAUAUUUUCCCAUUUUUACACAUUUUCUAAACUUAAUAUUGCAUUUUUAGAUUACCCUUACUGUCCUGUUUCUGUUUAACAAUACUCCUCUCACCUUCACAAAGCCUCUUUAAAUCCCACUAGCGUUAUUUGUUCAUCACAUAUACUUUUCAGAUAUUCUGCAAAUUUUCCCCAGUCCUCGAUGAACUUGUGGUCCCGUUGAUAUCUUAUCUUCCCAGUUAGUUUAUCCAGUUCUGCAUAGUCUAUGAGUUUCGUCCUCCAUUCUUCAAGAGUCGGUAGUUCCUCCUGUUUCCACCUCGGGUUAAGAACUUAAUUCAUUCUGGAGGUCUCUUCUUAACCUGAAAGUGUUCUUAACCUGAGAUACCACUUUAGCUAAUGGGGCCUCCUGCUGCCGCCGUGCGAUUUCUGUUCUCAUCCUGCGCCUAAACCCUUACUGUUGGAGGCAAUAACCAAAGAGGACUUAAAAUCUGCUAAACCCGAUCCACCAGUGGCCACCGGAGUGGGUGUUCUCCUCCAGGAGAUGAGUCAAGUGGCCUCCACUCCCUUAGCAAAGAACAACGACCACCCGGAAAGUGGCCUGACACCACCAGAAGAGAUCGAACUCAUUGCCUCCUUUGCAGAUUUACCAGCGGUGGAACAAAAAGAAAUUAUUAAUAGACUCGAAUCGCUUAAAACCCAACUUAUCAGGAAGCUCAGCACCAGAAUACCUAUGUACAGCGAGUAUGACAUCCUAGAAGAACCAGUUCAUAUGGAUAUCGCAAUAUCUAAUGCUAAAUGUAUGUCGGUAAUGGAGGAUAAGAUACAACCCCAAGAAGCAACUACCAGUCCCUCCCUCCAACCAGAACAACCCUCUGUGCUCUUAAUAGAUUUAUAUGACCGUCCCUUGACAAACAUACCUGAAGAAAGCAGCACACAACAGGAAAAAUCCCCUUCUACACAUUCAUCGAUGCCUGACCUGGAACCUUCUUAUAGCACUGACCAAUCAAGAGAUGAGGUGCCUUUGCCAACCUUCCCAAAUAGCCCACUCACCCAGCCUUAUUCUUCUUUGCGGAGUAUUAUGGAUUUAACAGCAAGACCUGUGACGGAACUGACUGAAGAUCCAACAGGCCACAUAAAUCAAGUAGCCCAAAAGACCAGUAGCAGACUACAGGGAGACCAAACUUCUGACGAGAUAGAUGGACCACACCGGGUGGCCCACCAAACUCUUUUGGAAAAGGGGCCGCCCCUGCUCAAGGUCCUACUCUUAGUAGAUCGAGUGGCCAAGUUCAACAGUCAGACAACCUUGUUAAUCCUCCCACUCAGCUUUCACGAGAGGUCUCUCAUCAGAGGAAGAUAACUGAUUUUUUAUUGGCUCCCUCUUCCCGUAUUAAAGUUGAGCCAACCUUCCGAAUGACAGUCAAUUGGAGGAACGAGGAAUCCGCAGCCUUCAAUAUUAAGUUGGAACAUUGCUGGAUGGAAAAGUAAAAAAUCAGAUCCAGAAUUCCAAAAAUAUAUUAAUUCCUUUUUUAUCAUACUAUUACAAGAAACUUGGGUGGAGGAGGAAAUUGAGUUAAAUGGCUUUGAGUUUAUAUGUCUGCCUGCUAGCCCGUCAAUGAAUGGUGGCCGCCCUAAAGGUGGCCUUACAAUUGGUAUCUCUCUUAAACUUCGGGCUAAACUUUCACUAGUGCAUGCAUUGCCGCCUUAUGCUAUUACUGGACUGAUCUCUGGUGGAAACUUCUCUUUAUUGGUUACAAAUGUCUAUUUCCCCCCGGGAGGGUUAGCAGCUGAUCUUAUUUCUAGAUGGGAAUCCCUAGAGGAUUUUUACUUUCUUGUUAUCUUAAAUAUCCUAAUGUCCCCUCCAUUACCGGAGGCGAUUUUAACGCUCGGAUAGCCUCAAAUCGGGAAGCUCUUAUAAAGUCUAAAUGGUGGGUCGACCCCGGCGCUCAAACCUACGAUCUAGUAUAUAUCCCCACUAGAAUAUCAAAGGAUGUAAAAGUCAAUAAGGCGGGAGUGAUGCUUUACCAGAUGGCUUUACGCCUUAAUUUAAUUAUAUUAAAUGGCAGGUGUCCUCCAGAUAUACCAGGAGAGUUCACCCAUCUGGGGUUAAAAUCAAACAGUGUUCUUGACUAUGUAUUGGUUUCUCGGGAUCUAUUUUUGAAUGUCACCUCUUUUAAAAUUGAUAAUGCCCAAUUUAGUGACCAUCUUCCCCUGACAACCAAGUUAUGUGUUGACUGGCACCUGCUCGUGCGCUCCCACCCAAUCCCGGUGAUUGUGGAGCCGUCCACUAAAAUAAAGGGGAUUAGAUGGUCCCCUGCCCUCGCCCAUAGAUAUAUGGAUUUUAUCCGAGAAAAGUUUCUUGGUGAUCAGCCGGACGUAGGAAUAGUCCCGCGUGAUCCUAUUACCUGUUUGAAUUUUUCUCUUGCCUGAUAGAAGUUUUAACUCGCUUUUUACUUCUCCAAGCUAUGGAGUUAAAAACGAUUAUUUUAAAUUUGGCGCCCCUUGGUUCAACUCUGCUUGUAAACUAGCCAGACUCCAUCUACAUACAAUAUAUAAUGACUAUAAACUUUCCGGCGCUCUGGCCUUACCUCCAUCUUAUUCCCUGGCUAAAAAGCAUACAAACAGGCCCAGAAAUCGGCCAAACGGGAAUGGCAUUUAAAUCGCUGGCAGACUAUAAUUUCUACCGCAAAAUCUCAUAACUCCCGGAAAUUUUGGUCCUUAAUAAAGGGAAGAAACACGAAAUACCCCUUAACGGUGAUCCCGGCCCCUACAUGGGAGCAGUUCCUGAGAAAAUAUUUCUCAGUGGCAGAAGCUCCGGCCACUCGCUGGAGACCUUCUAAUCCCCUUCCCGUCUGGCACAAUACCGACCCUGCUGAAAUCCUAGAAUUGAUAGCUGAGCUGAAAACUGGUAAGGCCCCUGGGCCAGAUUUGGUCCCUGUUGAGGCUAUAAAGCUACAUUCUGCAUGGUGGGCAGGGAUUUUAGCUAAAACGUUUGACGCAAUAAAUGCCACGGGCUUAAUACCAGGUACGUGGAAGGAGGCCAUUAUAAUUCCUAUCUACAAAAAAGGUUCUCCCGGUGACCCAGGGAAUUACCGGAAUAUCAGUCUGCUAUCGUCCAUUGGGAAAAUAUAUGCCCGUUUUUUGCUGGCAAGGCUGAUGAAGUGGUCAGCUGAGGCUGACCUGAUUGGGCAUGAGCAAGCUGGAUUUAGAUUAAACCGAUCCACAACAGAUCAGGCAAUUAUUCUUUAUCACUUAGCCCGGAAAUACUCGACACCUCGACGGGGCCAACUUUGCGCAGCCUUCAUAGAUUUGAAAGCUGCGUUUGAUAGUAUUCCGAGGCAAUUACUAUGGGAUAAACUUGCCUGCUGGGGAAUAGAUAGAAGGCUCCUGUGGCUUAUCUCCCAACUUCAUGCCGGGUCCGUGGCCAGGGUAAGAAUAUCCCCUGCUGGAGACCUAACUAACCCAGUGCCAGUAAAUAAGGGUGUACGCCAGGGUUGUAUUUUAGCGCCUCUUCUUUUUAACUUAUUUAUCAGUGAUAUGAGGAACCCAUUAAUCGACUCACAAAAAUUUAUCCACACCCCCCGUAUAGCAGAUUAUCGUUGUCCUUUACUUCUCUACGCAGAUGAUGCGGUACUACUCUCUUACUCCAGAGUGGGUUUAAGGAGGGCACUAAAGAUUUUUGCAUCAUAUUGCCAUUCUAAUCAUCUGUCUAUCAACCACACCAAGUCCAAAGUACUGAUAUUUUCAAGGAGUCGAAAAUUAUAUUCAUGGAAAUUGGAGGGCACGAAAAUUGAACAAGUACAUAAAUUUAAAUAUUUAGGAAUUUAUUUUCAAUAUAAUCUAGGGUGGAAAGAGCACGUUGAAUAUCUUCAAAACAAGACAAAAGCCCUAUCACACUCCCUCCUCCGUUUUUUCUACUCUGAGGGGGCCUUAUUCAUUCCUGCGGCCUUGAAAGUGUAUAGCAUCAAAGUGAUGGCCACAAUGGCCUAUGCUGCACCUUUAUGGGCUGCCUUUGCAAACCUUUCACCUUUAGAGUCGCUUCAAAGCCAAUUCUUACGCCGACUUUUAAAACUACCAACAUGCGUAAGUAAUGCGGCUAUUCGCUUAGAAAUGAAGAUCCCCUCAGUGGAGUUAGUUUUAUGGAGGAGAGUUUUGAUUUAUUGGAUAUCCCUAUGGCAUAAACUACCGAACCACUAUCUCAUUCAAUGCAUGUGGCGGGAUGACUUUACAAAUUUGUGGUCAGGAAAAAUCCAUGCCAAAUUGCUGUCCUAUGAGAUCUCGCCCACGGAAUUGCUCAAACUGGAUCUAAACGCGGCAAAAAGGUGUAUAAAUCAAAGGCUGGAUGAUGUGGAGCUAUACCAAAAUUUCUUAGCUGGUGGUGGAGCCUGCUCCCCGUUAAAUCUCGGCAUAACCCCUAUCUAUCGUGCUCCGUCCUACUUAACAUCGCUUAUAGCCGCAUCUCACCGAUAUGCCUUCAUUAGAGCCAGGUUCAAUGUUUUCCCAACAAACGUGCUGAGACAUAGAUUCACUAAGGGCCAAGUCCCUUCAAUGUGUGCUUGUGAAAUGAAAACAUCUGAAUCUUUACAUCAUGUUAUGUUUAUCUGCCCUAUGUACAGUUUAGCUCGCGCUAGUAUACUAAACUCCAUAAUCCAGCCUAUGGCUGACAAACCAGUAGACCUACAGCUUGCCUGGGUUCUUCAAGAUGUAGAUCCUUAUAUUACUCUACAGGUUGCUAAAUUCCUAACAGCCGUUCUCUCGUACAAGAGACGGAAUGGAAUGUUAACUGAUUAUUGAUACUUAUAAGAAUUUUUGAUAUUGACAUCAGAAAUUGAUUUAGCGUAGUGCCCAAAUUUUUAACUUUAAUCUUAAAUUUCUGUUUUGAUUUGCCAAUAUUUGUCCUUGUGAGCUGUGAAUUGUGUUAUAUUACUUGUGGCUUGUUCGAGACCGCUGUUUUAUUUGAUUUGUUUUGUGUGUUGUGCUUUAUGAUGGGCGUAAAGCCGAAUAAACAUUUUGGUUUGUUCUCAUCCUGAAGCAAAGUUCUUAACCCAAGGUACUAUUUCUGGGUUAGCAGAGUCUGUAAGCUUAAGUGUCUGUAACCCGAGGUACCACUGUAUGCUUCUUCAACAAAGUUCCACCCUUACCUGUAGUCCUGUUUUGGGAAGGAAAGCAGUCCAUGCAGUCAAAUGACAGAACUUGAAGUGGCACAAUGGAGUUACGAUCCUAUGCAAUCAUAGCAGCAGAGUCAACAACCACUGAGUCAAGAGCUGUAGAGACAAAGGCUAAUGUACUGUAGUAAUGCUACACACAUUCCUACAGUGUUCCUGGAACCCUGACUUUGCAACAUCAUUUGCUGAUGUUGCCUCUAAAUUGAUCAUGUGCAGAAGGCAUUGAUCAAUGAAGGAAUGAGCAGAAUGACACUUUGAUGUCACCAUCGUACAUACUCACCCUUCUGCACAAUAUGUGCAGAUAGUCAGCUUGAAAGGGACUAUGAUACUUCUCUCUCAACAAACUAUGAUGAUGUUAGAGACAGGAGGUCUUUAUGCAGAACCCAGAAGCCUCUCAGGAGCAAAAAUACCCCCAUGCAUAUAAUUUUAACAGAACUGUGAAUGGCAUUAUAUUGACAGAGGGGUAAGGAGAACAUUUUGUUUUCUUUUUUGUAGGGAUAGGGUGGAUAAGAGGCAGUGGAAGCUACACAAGGUAGAACAAUGAACUGCCCAAAAGCCUACUAGCAAAUGGCAAAGCAGUGAAACCAUUGGAUUUGAGUCGGACAGGCUGCUAUUCUGUGCUUUCGGAAAACUUUGUUUUGUUCUUCCUGCAACUCCUUUUCCAUUUUGCUGUUGCUGUUGAUGUCAGGACCUGCAAAAGGCAGAAGAAACUUGUGGAAAGUGGUGCUGUGAUAGCAACAGAAACUUUAAAUGGGCCUGGAAUGGGCUGUGGGGGUGGAGGAAAUCAGGCAACCAAUUCCCCAUGCUGCUGCAAAGAAGACCGGUUAUGGGGCCUUGGUCAUCAUCUCUCAGACACCAAGACCAUCAUAGCCCUUUUAAUCUUUGCAUCAUCCUUGCUUGGUCCUGACUCCAAAGCUCUUCCAUUUGCAGAAUGGAGCAUUUGGAUUCCUCCCAAGUUGUUUAUAAAAAUUAAAGCAACUAUUCACACCAUCUAUUUGAUUUGCAUUCUCCCCACUUUCCCAAACCCACAGACUAGUAUGUAACUUCCUGGAAACUAUGGGGGAACUUACUGGAAAGUUACACAACUGUGGGAGAGAGUCAUGUUUUGAAUAUUUAUGAAGAAAGACAAGAAUGGAGGAUAUUUCCUUGAAACUCAGUCCAGACAUGUAAUGAGGCUGAUCUGAAUCUUAAAUGUGUAUCACAGCACCAAGCCAGCUGGAUUCUCCUGCUUCUGGUUUUGUCUUUGCUGUGGGAAGUGUCUUG
Molecule: messenger RNA, 71553 nt
Organism: Podarcis lilfordi (Lilford's wall lizard)
Lineage: Eukaryota; Metazoa; Chordata; Lepidosauria; Squamata; Lacertidae
Source: the annotation of a GenBank genome assembly